UCCAGAUGCUGCCCGGUGAAUUGUGUUGUCAGUUCGUGGUCUAGUUGGGGAUCUUGCAACGCGCGUUGCGAAAGUAAUGGUCAACAAACGCGCAGCCGCAGGGUAACAACUGCGGCUUCCUGCAAAGGUACUCCCUGUCCAACACUGACACAAACAAAGUCUUGCCGAGGGCCCUGUUGUCCAAGAGAUUGUCAGGUACAUUUAUUUCGCAGGUGAUAAAUUAAUUCAUUUAAGUUAAUUCAUUGUAAGUAGUCUAAUGUUAUUUUAAGCUAAAAGUAAUUCAGCACAAGUUUAACAUCCACUGUCCAAAAACCUCGUCGAGGAAGUCGAACUCCUUAACGCGCGUACCGCUUACGUAAUGCACACUCCCAACACACUUAGACGCACCCUAGUCAGAAGAAAAUAACAGCUAUCGAAAAAAUUUCAUCAACGCCCUUCUUCGAUCGACUUCUUGUAAAUAAUGUUUCUGCAGCAGCUCUUUUACACGGUGACCAUAAUGUUAUGCGCAUUGAUAGUCUAAUGUGUACAGUGCAAAACCAGCGAUUCACAUUACAGUGGAACUUCUAUUCAGGGGACACCAUCGGCACCGAGGCAGUGUCCCCUGAAUAGAUGUUAGGUUAAGGUUUGUUAAUGAUUAGCCAACAAAGACAAUGAAAACCCAUCUGUGCGUGAUUUUAUGUUGAAUUCACACAAGUGCACUAUAUCGAUUUAAGUGAGAUACUUCAGUUUGUGAAAGUUUCGAUAACUGUGAUUAUUAACCCUCUUUGUGGUCAGUUACUCUUUUAGUGCCGGCUAAGGUGUCCCCUGAAGGGGGGUUAAACCCGGGUUACGGGACCCAGAUAUAGUGUCCUUUUCCCUGAAAAGAGGUGUCCCUUCAAUACAGGUGUCCUAAAGGAUUGUUUCAACUAUAUUUCUUUUAUGUUUCUUUUUUUCCUUUCAGGUUAGCAGUUGGUCAUCUUGGGGGUCAUGUUCUGCACCUCCAGGCAGGUGCAGUACGAACAGUGGUACCAGAAAAAGAACAAGAAGGGUGACUUCAUAUCCCAGCUGUGGAGGAUCAUCGUGCCCUACAUUAACCCACACAAUUCAAUGUACACCUGUUCCCAUCCCUUGCAAGGUUAUUCUAAUAUUUUUUUUGUUUUUGUUUUUUCACAUCUGCUGCUUGUUUGUCAAGUGUUUUUUGUACAUUUGUCGUGACCUUUAACAUGAAUCGUCAUCUUUAAAAUCAUCACUAGGGAGCUUUGGCAACGAUUACAGCUCAUCGAAAACGUUUGAAAUGAAUUCGCGUUUUGACGGUGUAUCAAAAUGUUUUUGCACGAUAAAAGUUGUUGUUGUGUUUUUUAAACUAGUUGCUUUUUUGGCGUUCUCUUUGCCGUCGCUGCCGUCGUUUUUAAAGCGCCCUAAUGUCGACAUCAAAACGAGAACCUGCAUAUUGCCACUCUCAUCAUUAACCUCAAAAGUAUCAGUGGGAACAUCAGCCUCAGCUCACAGUCGCUAUCACCACCAUCAUCAUCCUCAUUAUCAUCAUAAACAAAAAUAGUCUAUAAUCACUAAGAUCACUCAGAAAAAUCAGUGCAAUCGAGCACAUUGAGAUGUAAUUCUAUCUCAGUGUUAAAUUGCUAUGAAUUUUGUCAGUUGCUUGCUUUCUCAAUAAAAUUUUCGAAUUCGUAAAUUCAAAUCGUCAUCAACUUAAAAAAAAAAUUUGCGAAUGUAAUCACCCAUUUUCACAUGGCUAAGUCAAAGCCUGCGUGAAUUCCCUCUCACGUAAGUAUCCGACCAUAUAGUCUUCAUUACUUAAGGUGCCUGAUGGUUUUUAAUUCAUUGUUUAGAUGAAUGCGUGGUCGAGCACCUCACGCACAAGGGGUUUGUUACCGUUUACGCCUCGACCAUGAGUCAUAGUCUGUGCAUGUCAUCGAUGGGUCGGUAUAACGUCAGGGCGCACAGGGCGGUGCGCUGUCUGUGCGACGUGCACACACAGCUGCUGCCCGCGGGAUUGCGCUGUGUCGUCUUGGAGCUCGUGGAGUACGUGUUCUAACACCUGUGGAACCGGUGAGUGAUUCGAGGGCCUAUUUUAUACUGAUAUCUUCUGAUGAAGACCUCUAUUUAGGCAUUACCGUCGCCUGUGAAUAGGCCCUUCCCUAUGGGUUCAAGGGAGAUAAAGGGACAUAAGGAAAACUGUUGAAAGGGAGCUUCUUUCACUAUAUCCCUUACUAUUGAUAGAGCCUGUUAAUUCACAGGCUAAAAUUACAGCUACACCUGUAUGAAGUGGUUUCGCUCAAGGAUGGCCAACUGACAGCUUGAUUCAUGAUUAACCAACCAAACAAAAAACAAGAAAGGGAGAUAGUGGCAAGGAGAAGUAUCCGUAAAAAUACAAAAUAAACUCAAAAGAUUUUCUAUCUCUUGUUAUUGCAAAAGGAACGACUGGAUUUUCGAACAAAAAAAAUAGAUAAAUAAAUGAAGAAAUUAAUAAAUUAAAAAAAAAAUAAAAAGAAACAACAUACAUCUUUUUUAGGGAAAAAACAAAAACAAUGGUGCAGUUAAGAAUUGUAAACAAGCGUAGAUAAAAAUACAAAGUGACUGAGUGGCACAAAGAUGAACUGUAAGUGUCGAUUCAAAAUCAUUCAUGCUGGGUUGAUCUAAAAUAGAAGAGGGUAAAGUGUCCCAUUAAUAUAAGGUUCUAGUACAGAAAUUGGAUUUGUGCUGCUGUGACUACCAAUGUUUAUAGAACGAUUACCAUGGAAAAAGGAAAACAACCACUUACCACUGAUAAAAAUAGACUGAAUAGCGCAAGUGCAAAUUUGCUUUUGUUCGAAGGUACUGGAUACUGGAUGUUUUUCACUUUUCUAUUUCAAUUACUCCAGUUUUAGGAACUAUCGGCAUGUCUGAACAGGAACAAGUUAUUACAGCGAUUUUCGUAUGACCUUGAAAAAUGGUUUCGGAAAGUGUCCGUUAUUUGUUUUAUCAGCCAAUGGAUGAAAAGAACAAAACAUAGACUCUUCGUUUUCCCGCCAAAGAAAACCCUAAUAUGGAGAAAGCACCUUUCGAUUGGCCAAUCGCGUUGCGGUAUGACGCCAAAGCGAAGUAUCGAUUGAUUCUAGGAAGUUCUUGGGCGACAGGGUUUUUCACCCGAGCGUUCGCUUAACCAACCAAAAGCCACGCGCGUUUGUAUCCGUUCGAUAAACCAAUCAAAUCGCUCUAUUUUCGUUCGUUUUUUGUUUCUGUUUUGUUCGCGCGUUUUCGUUUCAAGGUCAUACAAAAAAUCGCUCUAUAAUAAACAUGAAGAUUUUAAUUAGUUCUUAAUGCUUCUCAGGUACAAAGACAAGAACACGGCGCAUUACUGUUCAACCAUAUUGUAAUGGAAGAGCUUGUCCAGCCUUGAGAGAGAGAACAAGGUGUUCGCAGUACAACAACCGCGAUUGCGUCAUGUCUUCGUGGUCAUCCUGGUCAAUUUGUAGCAAUGGCUGCGGAAGCGGACAGUCCACCCGAACUCGCCGAAUAAUAUCGCCAGCGGUAUGCCGCGGGAAAGCAUGCGGAGCUAGAACCGAGAGCAGGCAGUGUACUGAUUACCGUGAGAAUAGAGAUUGCGUGGUACGUUUUAAAAUUGUUUUUACGUAUUGAAAUAUUUUAUACCAAUAACUUUGAACUCUGGUUGAAAAAUAGUCUCGAACACCCUGUCAGCAUAGCCUUACUUUAAUUUCACUUGCUCUAUUUUGGCGUAACCGUCGAGAAAGACCCUGCGUGAAUCGAGGUAAGAUCCUAGUUGAGCAUGAGCGGUAUGUGGCUAAGAUGUAGUUUCGGACCCAGGCCUAAAAACCGUGCGCUUGCUACAACGGGCUCGUUUAUGAUCAUCGGUUUAUCAAUAAACGGAUUUUCGCACACGAUAAAACCAGUUUGACGAGGAAAAACAAGAUUGACUUGUCCAAAAGUUCAAUCUGCGGCGACUUCAAAGCCUUGACGUGAUUCAGGCAGAGCCUCCUUUUAUCCUCCUCACUCAAGAAGACAAAAGAAGGCUUUGUCUGCAGGGUGGGUCUUGACUGCUUGUCUAAACGUUAAUUGAGAUUUGAGAUAUGUUGAGUUCAUACCCGGUGAAAUGAAUACAAGACCACGUAGAUCAGUCAUCCAAAUUCACUGCGGUAGUGCUCGUGUUGAACAAAGUUGAGAAAGUGGUUCAUACAGUUUCAACUUUUCGAGAACGAAAGAAAUGUCGAGAAGAUAUUGACACAAAAGUACCUCACAACGCAAUGCUGAGAGGGGUUAUUAAACCAUCGGCUCUCAACGUUGUGAUACGACGUUCUGAUAAAGAACGUGUCUUCUAAUUUCUAAUUGGCAAUAUAAAGACCAGUAAACGAAGACUUUUUGGCGUUACAUUCCGGUGAUCCUGCCCUUUGCUAUACUAUACACAGUGGCCCCGCGCUUAUUUUUUAAUUUAGCGGUCAUGAUCUUGAAGCAUAUUUUAAGCCUAAUUUACUCGAAUAAGUUUUACUUGACAAAGGACAACCUUGCUCGUGUAAUUAGAAAAAAAAUUAUUGGCAAGUUUUUUCUGAUCAAAGGAAAACUUGUCCAGUUUUAUAAUAAUAAAUAAUAAUAUAGCCUGCGCUUGGAAGUAAUGGGUGCAAGAAAGAACGGGGCGCGCGAGGGACACGCGCGUGUGUCCCUCGCACGCCCCGUUUUUUCUCCAAGAGCCUUUUACGUAGGCUAAUGUUAAUAACAGUUUUUAACCAGGAGACUCUCUCACCAGGGUGAUUUUCAGAGAGGUCCAUUUACACCACUGAACAAGUAUUCUUUGUCAAGGAAAGCUUGCUCUUGUAAAUACGGAUAAGCCGCUGCAAUAAAAAGUAUUGAGAAGUACUGUCGUACUUAUGUCUGUACUUAUGUCUUAUGUCUGUUAUACUUUUAUAAAUUUAAUGCUAAUCCGCCUUAUUUUAAACGUGGAGUAAAAUUCUGCCUUGUACAUGGACAGCCUAAAGAUGCAACGUUUAAGAUAUUUAGAGAGUAAGAAUUUCAAUAUUUUAACAACAGAGAGGAAUUAUAGGAUAAAUUUGAGAAAAUUUGGUUCCAUUCUUUGUUUGUUUGUUUGUUUGCUUUUUUUUUACUUUCAGGUUAAUUCUUGGGGUUCAUGGGGAGUUUGCAGCGAAAAAUGCGCUGUUGGGACAAAACAGCGAACGCGGACAGUUAAGAUUUCUAAAAGGUGCCGCGGAAGAAUGCACUUAGGGUAAGAAUUUAUUGUCAUAUUUUUUAGGUUACACAGGUGAAAACUUUGAGGUUGCACUGGUGUUGUUGAUGUUGUUGUUGUUGUUUUUUUUCUUUUAAUUUUUUAAAAAAAAUUCGUCGACAACUUGCAUGAGCAAGAAAAGCAUCGAUUCAUGAUCCCCUUUUUACACGUCGAGAAUAUUUCUCCAUAUUUUUUCAUCGAACGGUGGCUAUCAAUUGACUUACUUCGGCAUUGUCGACCUGAGCGAGUGCUGACAGAUGGCCUUCAGAGCGUUGGUGUAACUAAGAUACUCAGGAGACCACUUCUCAAAAACCAAGAAGCUCCGUUCAGGACUUUUCUCCCUUCCAUUCAUACGCAAAAUAAUCCGGGGCUUCGUAGAAUUCAAGUUCAAUAAAGAACCAACAAGAAGAAAAGCAUCAAACAAAAUACCAUCACACGCCCCUCCGUAUCAUCUUAAGUGUGUCGUUCAAUCUUAAUUUCAUCCCAACGUAACUAGUUCCCAGAACACUUGUUUUUCCCUCGUUUCUGAACCUAUUUGCUCUUCACAUUAAUUACCCAAUUUUUUCAUGGAUGUUGUAGUCAUGUAUUUUUUUGGUGUUUAAAAUAUAAGGAAACGUCACAAUGUGGAACGCCAAACAAUGGAUGCCAGCAUAAAUGCACCAAUGGCGUGUGCUCCUGUAAUGCUGGAUACUAUCUGGCCCGAAAUAAGAAGAAUUGUAUCGCCAAGGAUUGUAAUAUGCCAAUACCAUCAUAUUGUGCACCAGGUCAGUGAGCAUAAAGCAGAAAUAUUAAAUAACGCAAACAAACAAAGAAACAAAAACAACAACAGUAACCUUAGAAUUAUAUGAGAGAAGAUCAUCGCAGUAUAUGGCUGACGCAACUUUUGCAGUUGCGAAAAGAAAGCUUUCUCAUCGCAACUGCAAAAGUUGCGUCUGUAAGUGCGACGAUCUUCUUCCAUAUAAUUCUUUACCCCGCAGUUCUCAUAUAUGAUUUUCACAUAUUCAUAACUUGAGUAACCUUAGAGUAACCUUAUUAAGAUCAAUGAGGAGGGAAUGUAUCUAUCACGGACCAAAAAAUGUUUUUGAUAAUAUCAGAACCAUCAAAUUAGUUUAUCAAUUUUAAAAGUGCAACUUAGUUAGAAGCCGUAAAAAGAAAACUCGUUUAUGUAAAGCAAAGACCAUUUUAUCACUUUAAAGAAAAUGCUUCGCUCUUUCUUCGCCACUUUUUUGUGACGGAAUGUCAGUAUGUGUAUAUUCUUUCAGGCUCUUUGUAAUCUGCAAGAUAUUUCAGAUAGUUCAGAUGUUUUGUAGUAAAGCUAUAAUUCUCAAUCCACUCAGACUUUUUUUUUAACAUUGGUAAAUAGAGAAUGGCCCAUAAGAUCGACUGUUUGUUAUGCAAAACAUGGUAAUUCUUGAUUUUGGGAAUGGUCGAACAGACACAGCUGCAGCCAAAGUAGCACCUGUUUUGAUAGUCGUAUUUCUUUCAUUAAUACGUCCAUAAAUUCUAUCUUGUCAUUUGUUAUACUGUACAGACCUAACGUGCGGACAUUUUCAGGUACUUCACUUGGCAGCACGUGCAAGCAUGCCAAUGUCACGUGCCCAGGAGGUAAGACCACGUAUCCUGUCACAUGUUCCUUGGGAUGUCCUCAAUACUAUUCCAUAAAAGGAGCGUCCACAAUCACGUGUCAGACGUCAGGACAAUGGACGUCUUAUGCGUCUUCAUACUGUCGAAGGAACAACGAUCCGCCUUCACAGGUAACCUUUUGUGAGAACUCUCGUUUCACUGAUAACAGCAAUUAAUUCGUUGCCAAGGAUCUGAAGGUGUUAUUAUUACCUAAACACAGCAGAUUACCAAAUUAAAUGUAAAAAUUUAUUGCUAAAAGUAAUAAGCUCUUCAUUUCAAGUUUGAUGUAGAUAAUAAUAAUCAUCAUCAUUAUCAUCAUCAUAAUCAACAAAAAUAAUGUUUUUUCAAUUUUUGAAUUCAAUGAAAUGAGCCUGUUACGACAACGUUUUGUACUUGAGAUUUAGAAACUUCCGACAAUUUUAAUAGGUAGUUGUGAUCUACCUUUAGACAGGCGAGAUUCCAGUUAGGAAAGCCAGGGCUUGUGUCUAAAUGUGGCUUUCAUCAGCGCGUUCUUCUUUUCCAGAUUACCUUGUCUGGCGCAGCCAGUGUUCCAGAAAACCAACCACGUGGGACUAAAAUUGGCACGUUCUCCACUGUGGAUCCUAACACUAAAGACAAGCACACCUACAGCAUCGUAAGCGGAGGGAGCGGAAAAUUUGAGCUUCGAGGAGCAGAUCUGUUCACACUGACCAUGUUUAAUUAUGAAACAUCUCCAAACAGGUGAGUGUGAAGGCAUGUUCAUUGCGCCCUUAUUCGCUGCUUAGUUUUUUUCCCUGUGUGGUUAUUCAGUGAGCGGAAAAUUUCUGUUUGUAUUACGCUGUACAUUUUCACUCGCAAUAAGGAACGCAGUGUGAACACUUAGCCGCUGUGCCUUUGUUCACUGCUGGGUUUUACCCUUUGUGGUCAUUCCUUUUUGGAAUGAAAAUUUCUGUUUGUGUCACCUUGUAGAUUUUCACUCGCAAUAAGGAGCACACUGUGAACGCUUGGUUAUUGUGCCCUUAUUCACUGCUCUAUAGACCUUUUUCGUUACUUCAAUAACCACACAACAGUUCAAUAACCACACCAGUAGUUCAAUGACCACGCAUUAGUUUAUUGAGCUUAAACUACGUGCAGCUGCGGGAGAAAAUAGCCACAAAUACGUUAGAUUUUUUUAAUAUGAAUGUGUAGCGUUAAGUAAGUGGUAAAUACUCAUUUAGCAACGAUACAAGAACUAAAUUGAGAAAUAGCUAUGGAACAGACCUGGAAAGAGAGUAAGCGCUCAAAAGGAGAAAUAAUGUGGCCCGAAAGAAAACGACACACUAAAUAGUGAAUAAACCGACUAACCACGUGCGAAGAGAAAGCAGAAAAUAUAACGGUUAACGGCGGAGAAAAUCCUGUUUUCUGACUCUCUUUCCGCACGUUUCAAACUGUGGUACCACAGCUGGCCCUAGGUGCCUGAGUCGACUAACACCAGUCCAUGUUUAUCGAAUGGAUAAUCGGUACCUCAUAAGUCCAGAAUUUUCCAACUUCUUCGGCUGUUUUGACUUGAAGUCAGCUGCUGUGUUUCCUGUCCAUAUCCAAAAGGUUUUUACAAAAUUAAUUAGAACUGAGUUUUACCCUUUUAGUUUGUGGUCAUUCCUUCUUGGGCUGAAAAUUUCUGUUUGUGUUACGCAGUAGGUUUUCACUCGUAAUAAGAAGCACAGACAACGGCAGUCCGCCAAUGAGGUUGGAAAAAACAUUUACAAUCUCGGUGACAGAUCUGAAUGAAAAGCCUACGGCGAUCCAGGUAAGCAGAGUGUGGCUUCUAAUUUAUAAUCAUAAAUGACCCGUGUGAAAAUUCCAUUGAUCGGUUUGGCAGGACACGAGAAACACAAUAAUAACUCAAACAACAAAACUUUCGUUACGAGGUGUAUUGUUUGGUUCUGUCGUUUCUUUUGUUCAGUUACCUAAUCUGUGCUCCGGUGCCUGCCGCAAGUUAAUGUAUGAAGUGUAGAGCAUUUACGUUAAGAGCUAUUGUAUAGAUCUAACGUCGCACUCUCCUUGGGCCCCUAGUUUACGCACUGCUAUUUAAACUGAUAAGGUUGAGCGAUAGGGCCUAGACGAGUUCGAACUCUUAGAGAGUGCACCAGAAAGAGUCCAAAUGUAUGAGAUUUGUUUUAAACCCAGAGCCUGAGAGACAAAUUCCCUUUGAAUCCAGUCAAGUCGCUGAGAGCACCAGCGAAAUCGAGGCGGAUUGGCGUAAUUUCUCAUCAUCCUUUAUUGUUGUUUGUCCCAGGCUUAAUAUGCGCUCAAGGACCUUGAUUCCGCCUCACCUCUCGCUUGUGUUUAAAGCUAUCAUAAAUUACGAGAGUAAACACAUCUAUGUAAUUCAUGGAUAGCGGAUGAGCGGGGUUGAAUGAAGACUGAGGCAGAGGAUAUGAUCGGACUCACCAAACCAUUAUUUUACACAAAACGAGCAAACACUUUGGGCUGAUUUAGAGAGAGAGGAAUAAACAUAGGCUAUAUUAACCAUUGCGUUAGUUGAUCCAAAUGAAUAAAUGCUUCGUUCUUGGUUCAAGCUCAUUACUAGACAUUGAUCUACUUCUCUUGUAGUUGUCAAGUAAUACUGUUGAUGAAAAUAGUGGCGUGGACACGGAAGUGGGCGCGCUAAGCACCGCUGACCCAGAUAACGGGCAGUCAUACAUCUACACGUUGCUAGAUGGCGCUGGUGGAAGGUUUAAGAUUCAAGGAAAUCGUGUUAAGGUAUAGGAGUGUUUCUCAACUCAAUCAAACCACACUAAAAUAAAACGAGACAGUACUUAAGGAAGGUGAGAAAGAAUGGCCAAGUCAUGAAUUGACGCAAGCAAGUGAUUGGCUCCUGACAGCUUCAUCUCUAAAAUAGUGCUUCAUUCCCAGCGUCUCAAAAGAGCUUUAAGUUUUAUCACUGGCCAAUGUGUUUUUGUCCGUUGUCACUUUAUGUCUCUUUAUAAAAAGUUACUCAGGUAGGCCUGCUAGUGUUUAUUGUGUAUCCCAUUUUCAAUAAUCAUGAAAAUUUCCCCUUUAUAUUUAAGGUUGCAAAGUCAAACAGAAAUUGCUUGUUAAAUGGUGGUUCCCAGUGCUUUCUCAAUUUCGAGAGCGUGUCUUCUUACUCUAUAAGAGUACGGAGUGUUGACAGCGGUUCUCCCUCGCAAUCUAUUAACGCCUCAUUAAACAUCUUGUUGAAUGACGUUAACGAUCAACCACGUGGUCUGAAAUUGUCCAAUUACAAGGUGAAAGAAAACGCGCCAAUCAACUUCAAGAUCGGCAAUCUAUCCGCUAGCGACGAGGACAAAGGGCAAAAGCUAAAUUUCUCAUUAACUGAUGACGAUGCCGGUAGAUUUGCUUUAGACAGCAAGGGGGUUCUUUACAAGGCAAAGUCAACAGACUAUGAGACGAGCAAAGUGCACCACAUCGUGGCUAAAGUCACAGAUGACGGAAAGCCAUCAUUAUCGGUAGGUAAACAGGCAUUCCAACAUUAUUGUGGGCAUAGAAUUAGCCUCAUGUAAAACUAAGAGUGCGUCUCUUUAGAGGAAAGCAAGGCGAAGGUAUUGAUCUCAAAUUGUUUUUAUUCGUUAACACGUGAUAACUGGCAACUGAGUGCUUCAAGUAGAAAUUGAAGAGUUGGAGGUAUUAACAAAAUAAUUCUUACCUCCCAUUUGCCGCUUUCGUAUCCUUCCCACCCCCGUGCACCAGUGAAACACACACGCACCCUGCUUUACAGUGUGGUUAAUGGAAUAAUAUUGUAAAACAAGCCUUUCUUGCUAUUUUGCAGAUGACGAAGUUAUUUUCUAUGAGCGUGAUGGACGUCAACGAGGCCCCAGUCUCCAUCGUCCUCUCCUCGAGUAACGUAAAGGAAAAUUCGAAGCCUGGAACUCUUGUUGGAACUUUAAUGGCUACAGACACUGAUCCUGUACAAAACCUAACCUUUAAACUAGAUGAUGACACAGGAGGCAAAUUUUCCUUGCAAUCCAACUCUUCUUGCCAGAGUAUUAGUCCCAAUGGAACUCGCUGCACGACAGAAUUACUUGUCAGCGGCGAUAUAAACUACGAAGAUACCUCAAGCCUGGACAUAAUCGUUCGCGUGACCGAUUACAAAGGUCUUUUUCGCACAGAGAUGUUUAACGUAACAGUAAUUGAUGUGAAUGAACCGCCAACAAAUGUCACGCUAGAUGGAAGUGUAUCUGCUUUAAUUCCUGAGAACAGCAAAGGUGUUCAAGUGGACAGUCUUAUAACAGAAGACGAGGAUCAGGGUCAAAACUUCACUUACGUCUUAAUUAACAACCCAGGGGGAAAUUUUCAAGUAAAAGGGGACAAACUGUUUACUUCUAUAGGCGCCAAACUUGAUUAUGAAUCGUCUACGAGUCACCAAAUCACAGUGAAAUCGACUGAUGACGGUAACCCACCUCUUUCUGUGCAGGUGUCAUUAGUUAUUAAUCUCCAAGACGUUAACGAAAAGCCAACCAAAAUAACCUUGUCCAACCGAAGCGUUCAGGAAAAUGAACCAACUGGAGCGCUGAUUGGUCAGUUGACAGUCAGCGACCCUGACAGACAGCAAAGUCACGUGUGCAGUUUGACCGAUUCAGCCAAUGGGAAGGUAGCGUUAAGUAAGAACCAACUUACCGUUGGAAGUGCAGGCGUCAAUUAUGAAGAUGCAAGUUCGUUGAGCGUUAAAGUCCUGUGUCGUGAUCCCGGUGGCCUCGCUGUGGAGAAUACGUUUGUGAUUCUUGUUCAAGACGUCAACGAGUCCCCCACAAGUAUUUCACUAUCAAAGGACAAGGUUCAAGAAAACCAGAAAGGAGGUACCGUAGUCGCACAGAUAACAGUCACGGAUCCAGAUAACGAGAAAAACCGGGUUCAAUGGUUUACGCUCUCAAUCGCUUCUUCCGACCCAAAUCUACCAUUUCAGAUCCAAAAUAACAGUCUUGUUACCAAACGUCCACUUGAUUAUGAGAACAGCGCUCAGUGGCUUGUGAGAGUGACUGCAAAGGAUGACGGGAUACCUUCGCUCUCUAGAACUCAGGCAUUUACGAUCCAAGUCAUUGACGUAAAUGAUGCUCCUAAUGGAAUGGUGGUAAGAUAUUUUCUCGGUACAUUUGUUUUUUAUCCAAACAAGUUAUGAACCUCCAUUGAGCGGCCAACCUCUAUUAAGGGGUCACUCUCUGUUACCCCGAGGGUGGCCGCUUAAUGGAGCUUAGACUGUAUUAGCAAAUAGAAAGAAAAAUUUUUUGUUUAUUUUCAGGAAUAAUUUCCUGUGGCGCAGGGUCUCAUUAACAACAUUUCUUAGGGCCCCGGUUUUAUGGAGAAAGGUGGUCUUGGGAAAGAAAGUCAUCCUACCAGCCGAGUCAAUAUUUGCGAUCGUUAUGAGAAAAAACUUGAACCCUUUGCCCGAUCUAAGAGCGAGACAACAGCGAUCGCGCAUGCUCUGAUUGUCUCGCCUUGACCAAGCUGAACCGGCUGGGUGAGCCAGAGUUUUUAUAUGGAGAAAGAGGAGGGUGACCCUACCACCGAAACAGGCAACCCUUUUUGGUGGUCACCUUUCUGGCCGAGCCAAUUUUUUUUUCUAAUGUCAACGGCUCGCCAAGUUUUGUAAGGAAAUGCGGGAGAAGUGGUAGCCAUUGAAUUUUUCCAAUCUUCCGCAAGCGGAUAUCUAGGCCUGGUCCAGAGGGGCUGCUUACGUGGGCGGUAAUUACUAACAGGGAUCUUCUCUUUGUGUUCAUUUAGCUUUCAAGUUCUGAUGUAAAUGAAAACAGCGAUGAGAACACUUUGGUUGGCUCAUUAACCGCAGUGGAUCAAGAUACUUCACAGAAUCAUACUUUCCAACUGAUAAACAGCGCUUCGGGAAGAUUUAAAGUUGAUGGAAAUGAAAUUAAGGUAAAAUUUCUCAAGGCUAAAAAAUAUUAUGCUGUAUUCCAAUAUGAGAAGCUGCUCCUUACAUUAAACACAAGACAACCUAUAUAACUCAGCACGUACUUUUCUUUUAAAAAGAUAAAUUCAAUUGGUUAACCCUAUUAAGACUGGGGGGGGGGGCUUUUCGAACCCCCCCUCCGAAAAAAUCAUGAUAACUCCUACACCGAAAGAGCUAUGACGUUCAAAUUUUCCGACUUUUCCUAAAAUUUAUCUAGGAACAUUUUGGUUUAAUUACCAUGUCCAUGUGAUUAAUCAUGUUGCCAUGGCAACCAGUUUCUGACACAUAGGUUUUGGAAACUUUAAAAAAUGGUGAUUUUUUUGUUUUAAGAUCGCGUUUUUACACUUAUAGUGCUUUUUGUUGUUAAAAUGGUCUUUGCUUGGGACUAGUUUUUGAAUUACAUCAAAAUGUUUCAACAUCGAAUAUUUGGGGGGGGAGGGGUGGGGUAAAAUUUGUCACUUUUUUGCUUUGACAAAUAUGCUGCUCUAUUUUCCAAAUAACACUUCCAAAGUCAUUUGUUUGGGUAAUAAACAUUAGUUUGAUACUUCUUUUAUACAUUCUGAGCUUUUUCCCCUUUGAAAAUUGCUUUAAAUUAUAAUUUUAACAAAAAAACGGAAAUCCAAGAUGGCGGAUCCAAGAUGGCGGACAACCAUUUCAAAUUUUAAAUUUUAUUGCUUCCUAUCGCUUUUUCUCGCUGUACAAGUGUUUCCUUGUUACUAGUUCAUAAGAAAGGAUAACAAAGAGAUGACUUUACCAAUAUUAUUGAUAUUUUACGUAUCUAAGUGGAAAAAUAAUAAGAAACAUUGAAAAAUCGGAAUAUGACGUCACUGUGACGUCAUCAUUGGUCGUGGCAAGUCAAAACUGGGUGUGGGGCUUCUUUGUACGGAGAUGAUAAUUGUGUGUAAAUUUCAUGACUCUAGCAUUAUUGGUUCCAGAGAUACAGAGGGGGGGGGGGGGCCGGGGGACCCCCCCCCCAAGUCACAGAUUGACCAAAAAAGCCCAGUCUAAAAAGGGUUAAAAGAACCCUUACGCCUUAUACCUGGGCCGAAACGAGCCCCAUCUCAUGCCAUUCUUUAUCAUCAACAUUAGAUAUUCAAGUUAACACCUUUUCCAGUUAUCGGUCCAGUGCCUCCAUUGUCUUUGAUUUGCCACCUUUGGAAAUUUCUCUACAAGACUGCUCGCGUGAUCCAAAUGUUGGACAUGUAAACAACAACCACAUUUCCGUGGUGUCGCCUCAAGUUCGUCUGUGAAACUCGUUUUCUAGCUCGGCCAGGCUCCACCAUUGUCGCAACAACUCAAACCUUGUUGUUCCAAUUCGAUCGGACGGAAAAAAGUCUGUGUUUGGACCAAGUGUUCUUCUCGCUAACACUAUGUCUUUGGCACCCAAGAUUGAUGAAGUACGCUCCGUUAUCAUGGAUUUAAAACCCAAUUUAGGGUUUUUUACCGAGACAUGGUUAAAAGACACAGUUAGUGACUUUCACCCAUGCAUACCAGGAUACUCUUUCAUCUACCGCAACCGCGCGCCCCACUGACCAUCACGUUGGUGUCGGCCUCUAUAUUGAGAACUCGAUCCAAUUUAAGCGCCUGGACAACCUGCUCGAACCGGACAUCGAGACCCUGUGGGCGUGGCUACGACCUAGUAGGCUCCCGCGCGGGGUCCCUUGUCUUAUUGCGGGCGUUAUUUACCAUCCAUACUUUAACGACAGCUACAGAGACGCGGCACUUGUCAACUAUCUGUCUGGGUCCCUCACGUCCAUGGAAGAAGAGUACCCCGGUUGCGGUUUCUUGUUAUGCGGGAAUCUCAAUCGCCUAAAUAUUCGCCGGGUAGACAAGCCCACACGGGGGGACUAAAUUUUGGACUUAGUGAUCACAAACCUUCCCCAACUCUACGACGCGAACUCAGUGCAAACCCUCCCCCCUUUCGGCCUGUCCGACCAUAAGGUCGUUCUUGUGGUCCCCAAAGCGAGGCCAGUGGAAAAGGGUUCCAGUAGGAAAACUCUUUCAAGGCGGGACACACAGGCAAGUAGAAAGUUGGAGCUCGGACGCUACUUCUCGUCUAUCGACUGGUCCCUGUUCAACCGCGCAGAGUUUUGCUCGGCCAAGUUGAGCUUGUUUGUAGACACGAUUCACAUUGGUAUGGAUCACAUCAUGCCGGUCAAACACCACAGGAUUCACGUCAACGAUGCGCCAUGGAUCACAGCAGAGUUCAAAAACCUUAUCAGGCUACGCGCUAGCAAGCAUUUAACAAUGGAGACAAGGAGAGCUAUUCUCUCUACAGUAACGCCGUUAAUCGAGAGCGUAAAUCGCUCCGCAGCAAGUACUUCGCCUCAAAAGUUGACAAUCUCAAGUCCACCAAGCCCUCGCAGUGGUGGAAUGCUGUCAAACGGAUUGCCGGAAUGGUUCCCUGUGCCAGUUGGGACAGCAUUCUCUCCAGUUUACACUUGGAUGGCGAACUCAGUGAACUUGAAAUCGCCAACAAAAUUAACUCCGCCUUUCUUGCUCCCAUGGAAAUCUUCCAGCCAUUAGAGGCAGUUGCACCUUAUAAGGAUGACCCCUAUGUAUUCACUCUAUCAGAGCCUGCAGUCCUGGCCGCCCUGAAACAACUAAAUCCACGCAAAGCAGCCGGACCCGACUGUGUACCCAAUUGGCUCCUGCGUGAGUACACCGAGGUUCUUGCCGAACCAGUAACAGCAAUUCUGAACUCUAGCUAUAAAGAGCAAAGUCUACCUUCGCCCUGGAAGCUAGCUGAUGUCGUCCCGCUCCCCAAGCAGAAGCCUGUGGAAGAUCUUAGCAAGCAGCUGCGCCCCAUCUCCCUGACUCCCGCCAUCUCGAAACUCACAGAAGAUUUUGUUGUAUCGACCUAUGUCCGCCCUGCUGUGCUCAAGAUCAUUGACCAUGAUCAAUAAAGCGGAAUCCCUAAAUCCUCCACCAUGUUUGCUCUGAUCUCGAUGGUUCACCACUGGUUACAAGCUACAGACGGUACCGGUGCAGCUGUCAGGGUCGUGUUAUUUGAUUACCGCAAGGCCUUUGACCUUAUCGAUCAUAAGAUACUCUUCGCUAAGAUCAAUGGCCUCGAUAUGCCGCACAGCAUCAAAGCCUAGGUGACUGACUUUUUGACAAAUCGACACCAACGCGUCAAGUUGUCCUCAGACUGCUUCUCUGAGUAGGGUCCAGUCCCCGCCGGAAUUCCUCAAGGGACCAAGCUCGGCCCUUGGCUUUUUUUACUCAUGAUCAAUGAUCUCAAGGUUGACGCUCUCACGUGGAAGUAUGUGGACGAUACGACAAUCUCCCAAACCAUACCUCGCGGCUCCCUGGGUGAUGUGCAACACGCUGUUACUGCCGUGGAGGACUGGUCUAGGUCCCAGGGGAUGCAGCUAAAUGCCGACAAGUGCAAGGAGAUGGAUAUCGACUUUAAGAAGAUCUCUCAUAACUUCUCCCCUCUCGAGGUAGACGGAAACGAGCUUCCUGUCACAGACUGUGCGAAGAUACUAGGUGUUACGAUAUCCAGUGACUUGAAAUAGAACAAUCACAUUGUAGAUUGCAUUAAGAAAGCUAAUAACUAUAAGCGGCGGUAUUUCACUGUUCUCUUGAAAAGGGCUCGUAUUCCCCUUAAUGUCAUUGUGAAUUUCUAUUGUACAACAAUCAGACCUGUACUAGAAUACUGCGCUCCGGUUUUCCAUCACGCACCCCCGGCUUAUCUUAGUGAGGAUAUAGAAAGAGAAAAGAGCGCUUUCCAUAAUUUCACCUGCCAUGUCAUAUCGGGAAUGCCUUGACAGCCUAGGCCUGCCAACGCUAUAUGAUAGACGCAACGGACUAUGUAGACAUUUGUUCGAUUCCAUUGCUAUCAAUCCCGGACAUAAGUUACACCACCUGCUGCCACCAAGAAAACAAUCCAGCUAUAACUUAAGGCGUCAAAAGUUAUAUAAUUUGCCACGUUCCCAUACGGAACGUGUCAGACGCUCUUUUGUUUAUGCUAUGUCCCAGGGUUGCGCAUAAAGCUCUUAAAGUUUCAAAGAAGUCGACUUUAUUGUAAGAUUUUUAUACAUAUUUUUUAGCUUAUUUAUAUUCAUAUGAUUGUAAUUAGUUUUAUAUUUUAACCAAUGUUAUUUGUAAAAAUGCGCAAUUCAGUUUUACGACUGCAAAGUAUUUAUACAAUAAACGAUUUAUCUCUUAUCUCUUUAUCUCGCCAUUCUAUCCCUUGUCAUGACACGUCUUAUUCAUUUAUCCAUCCAUUCAUUCAUCUGCCCGUUAGUUCGUCUGUUCGUUCGCUGGUUUGUUCGUCCGUCCAUCCGUUUCAGCGAUCCGUUUGUCCGCUGGUUUGUUCGUUUGUCCGUCUCUCAGACGGUUUGAAGUUGAUCGCUUGCACGCAUCUCCCUCAAGUUCUAAGUGAGCUAGCUCCUCGAACCGUCUGACUAUCAAGCUAAGGCACUAUGAAGCACAAUGAAGUCAUCACCAAUCUAGUAUUCUCACAACAAUAAAGUAAAGAAGUGUUGUGUUCAGAAGUGUUAACCACUACACAAACUAAACCAAGUACACUGGGACAGAGUGUUUGAUUGGUUUACCGAUACUUCGAAAUUGCUUCGAAAUUCAGUGGGCUGUGCCUCGUUUAUUAAACCUCCCGCUCUUGGCGAGGAAACAGUCCUUCUUGUGUGUGGUAGGAUCCUUCAAAUAUUCUGCCUUUUAUUACUCAGGUGGCUAUUUCCAACAAACAAUGUUUGAGUCAAGGAGGUUCGUCAUGUUUCUUAAAUUACGAGGAGCAAAAGAUCCACACUAUCAGAGUUAAGACUACAGAUAAUGGUAGCCCACAACUGUCCUACGAAGAAAACUUUAGAAUUGACGUGCGAGAUAUCAAUGACAUGCCACGUGACUUGCAGCUCUCCAAUAACCAAGUAAAGGAGGAUGCGAAGAUAAAUACCUUGAUUGGCAGGUGUGUGUCACGUGACAGUAUUCUAACUUAUUGUUUUAUUCAAAACGUUUUAGCUUAUGUUUGUGGCAACAAAAUAUAAAAUUUUGCUUCUGUUUUAUAGAUUAUGAUAACAACCAAGUUUUUGACUCCCUGCAAGUCGAGUUAUUGUAACCUCCGCCCACCCAGUUAGCUCAGUAAGAAGAGCGCGGGCCUCCUCAGCGGGUGGUCGCGGGUUUCAUCAAGUUAUCUAGCAGGUCAUGCUGGCUGUUGAUAAUACCUUGCCUCAGUUCAGACGAUUAGUCAUUGGCAGUGUUGUCACAUGAUUGGCCUUAACUCCCUCACCCUUCAUUAUCAGUGCGAUUUGUCGGAGGAAGACACCGAUAAUAGAGACCUUUAGAUUCUAAGACAAGGACGACAAUGAGAACAAAUAAAUAUCAAGUAGUGUGCGCGCGUGAACCACCGCGGGAAAACGUGAUCGUCGUCGUCAUUCUACUACGUUUCGUGAAAAUGUCGUAAUGACGGAAACAAGUUAUCAAAGGUUACAAGAGUUAUCAUUUCACGAUUGGGAGAGGUCUUAACCUCCUUCAAUAAAGAUAACCGUGUUAACUUUUCUGGUGGAAACAAGAAAAAUGUAGUUUUUGGAGUGUCUAACUUUAAGUCAAAUCCCGUCCUUGAAUCUAAAGGCCUUUAAUGCCCAGAGAAAUGGGGUAGUAAACCCUGGUAUGGUGAUCUAUCUUUGCCAGUUAGGUGGGGAGAAGACUACUACAGGCGCGUACUAUUUCGUUUCACACUAUUGCGAUCACCAUGCCAACAAUUAACAAGGCGAACAAAAUAAAACAGAUAUGAACAACUAAAACAACCAAAUCCUAUCUAGUUGCCUUGUUGAUGGAACUUCAAAUUCCAAUUGUAAAGAAACCUGGCCAUGCAUAAAGCUACUAUUUACGAUUAAAUCAUCCUUGUGACUAGGUUAACAUCACGUGAUGAAGACGCCAGCCAAUCAGCAACAUAUUCACUGAGCAAUGAUGACAGUGGGCGCUUCAAGGUUGACUCUCAGGGGAGACUGUACACAGCGAAGAAUAUCAAUCAUGAAAGCCAGAAGAGACAUGUCAUCAGAGCAAUGGUAAAGGAUAACGGAAACCCGCCAAUGAAAGUGAGUCUUACAGUAAUAGCUGUUAUCUAAGUUUACUUAAAAGAGUUACAAAACUAACUACAGUUGGUCAUUAUGUCAUUGUAGGUAGCUGCCUACGGAUAAUAAUCUGCUCAUGCACAAUCGAGAAAAAAGUUUUGAUGCUGGCAAUGCGCUGCACAUUGGCAGUUUUUUUUUGCAACCUCGCUCCCAGGGUCUUUGGGAACAAGGUUGUGUAAAAUCAUUGAACUCAGUUCGCAUAUUAAAUCAUUUUUUUUAAUUGAGUGCUAUAUUUAUUAAAAAGAAUGGGGAAAUUUCUGAAAAGACACCCUCCAAAAGGAGUGUCGCCUUUCAAAGUGGACCAGUAUAUACCUGUAUACCUCGAGAUCGACCAUCCUCUUCAAAGUUUGAAAUUGUUAUCAAAGUAAAAGGGUGACUAUGAUCCGAUCUUUCAUCUAAACCAAAAAAAAAUACCAAAAAUUGAUUUACAAAUAACAAAUCAGUUUCAACAGAAAGUGAAAGUUUGUCUUUUGAAAGCCUUUGGCGUUCGUUUGCUACUCAGAUGCAGUCAACCGAGACACUUUUCGUGAAAGACAAUUUUGCGAAUAUCCAGCACUGAUUGGCUCAUUUAUCUGAAAAGGUGUGUACUCCUAUGCGGGCUGAGGAAUUUCCAUACGCGUUGUUUUCUCGAAUAUAAUUUUUACAUCUAAAUCCCAACGACCGCAAACAAUUACACUGAAAAAGGCGUAAGAUACGCUUGGAAGAUAUUCUUAUAUUUCAAUAUUUUUCUUUCUGGUAAAUGCUCUACAAAUUUUUAUUCGCCAAUUUAAUAUGAGUAAGCCCCGACAUGAUUUUUUAGGGGCUUUGGAUCCAAAAAAGACAAAUAUACGAAACAAAAAUUCGUUCUGCGAUACAAGGCUUUCGACGGACAAGCCACAUCCUUUGGACGGUCGUAGCAUAACUACGACUAUUUUUUUUGAAAUACACGAAUAUUAUCAGUCGCGGUUCCCAUCUCAGUUGCAUCAAUCAAAGCGAACAUGAUUUUCCUUUUAUUAACACUUGUGAAUGUACCUUUAGUGUUCUACCUAUCUGUGUUUAAUAUAAACGACAGCUUUAAGUUGUUAAGUUUCAGUUGGUGAAUCCUGGUGUUUGACUUUUCCUUAUCAUUGGUUCACUUCUUUGCUUUCUGUGAAUUUAACUAACUUAUGUAAAUGAAGCCUGAGUACAAGCUUUCACAGCGUUUGUUUAUUUUAGAUGGAAAAAUCCUUCACGAUCGAAGUUUUGGAUGUCAAUGAAGCUCCAAGCAGAAUGAAUAUCACUUCCCAAGGAGGUCAGCUGUCGUUUCCCAAUGGACAUGCUCAGAUUCGUGAGAACUCCGCCUCCGGAACGAAGAUCGGAACACUGGAGGCUUUUGAUUACGACGCAAGGCAAAAUUUGACUUUCAAUCUCGACGAUGAUGCCGGUGGGAAAUUUAAAUUAGCAUCACGUGCGAACUGUCAGUCCAUCGCCAAUAUCCCAGGGGUGAAUACAAAGUGUACAACAGAUCUUCUGUUAAAUGGUUCUCUAGAUUAUGAGGUUUCCGCUGAGUACUCGCUGAUGGUGCGCGUGACGGAUAACAACGGUACUUUCAUGACUCAGCAAUUAAAGAUCACAGUCGUCGAUCAAAAUGAUGCUCCUGAAAAUGUCACUCUGGGUGGAAGUAACGCUGCGUCUGUUAAUGAAAACGCCAACGGUGCUUUUGUUGGAGAACUGGUGACUAGUGACCAAGACGUUGGCCAAACGCCUACUUACAAGCUGUUGAACAGUGCUAGGGGUAAAUUUGUGAUCUUAAAUAACAAACUGUACGUCUCAUCUUCGGCUAAUUUAGAUUAUGAAGCUCAAAGUCAGUUCACGGUUAGGAUUCAAUCUGAAGACAAUGGUAGUCCCCCUCUUAGUUUGGCAAAAGACUUCAAGAUCACUAUCAUCGACGUUAACGAAGCUCCAGUGAACAUCACUCUUUCGCCAGCGAACAUAGCUGAAAACAGCGCACCUGGAACAGUGAUUGGUCAGCUCAAUGUCACCGAUCCGGAUAACUAUGGUUCACGUGGCGUAUGGCAAUCACACAACUGCCAGGUUAUUGGAAAAAAGGUCGGAAAAUUUACAGUUCAAACCAAUUCGCUGGUAGUGGGUAACGCCAAUCUAGAUUACGAGCAGGCUUCAUUUAUACUUGUGCAAGUGAAGUGUUCUGAUAGCGGCUCUCCGCCCUUGUCUCUUGUGAAAGUUCUAUCCGUUACUGUAGCUGACGUCAAUGAGGCUCCCACCGGAAUAUCAUUGUCAAGUGAUGCCAUAACAGAAAAUCAGUCUCCACUGUUGAUAGGUAGGAAUGACUAUAAUUUAAGUGAAAAAGAUGUAAUGGCUGAAUGAUACUUGCUGUAUCCCAUAAAUAAACUUCUUGCCUUCUUUGCGGGUUAGACAUCUUCAGCUAUCACAGAUCUCCAACGCGGGCAUACAUCAAGGGCAUUUGUUUUGUUUGUUUGGAUUUCAGUUAUCAGGAAGUGUAAACAUGGGCAAAGAUGUAUGACUUAAUUUGUUUACGUAACUAUCUUUUCAUAUUCCCCAAAAAUUUUAGCUUUUUUCCGUUGAAAACGCUUCGCGCCCCUAGUAAAAUCAUGCUGGAUAAUGGAUGAAAACACCAGCUUCUGUUUUCAAACAUUAAGAACUUUUUAAUUAAACUUUAAAAAGGUUUAGUAAACUAACAGGUUGUUGGUAUUGUCUUUAAAACUAUGAAUCACAGAUCGUUCUAGGACAUCACCACGUGACCUAUUCCGCUAUUUCUAUUUCCUGAUGCUGGCCGUUAUCAUAGAAGGACAUCACAAGUGUACCAUAUUUAAGGUACUUUGUCAUUCAUUUUUUUACAGUAACGUUCUUCUAAUUAGUUAUUUUUAUCGCCCUUGUUCAGGCUUGUUCUCAACCGCUGACCCAGAUAACGCCAACCAACUGACAAACAGACAGACAUUUACUUAUACACUCAUGAGGAACACCGCUGGUCUACCUUUUAUAAUCGAUGGUGGCGCGUUGAAUUCGACGAGAAGUUUGGAUUUCGAGGCCCAUUCCUCUUGGAACAUCACGGUCAGAUCAGUGGACAGCGGCGACCCGGCGCUCAGUUUAAUAAAGACUUUCCAGAUAUCCGUUGUUGGUAAGUUAAAGGUUGCAGUUAUACUUGACUACUUUUGCUUUGAGGAUGAUUCUUUCGAGGUUUUCACUAAAGCAGUUUCAAAAUAAAUGGAAGCUUGAGGGUAACGACAAAUUGAUUUACAGGAGUUCAUACAACCUUCUCCUGGAAUAUAAGCCCACUGAAAUACUUAUCACGUUACCCCCCUCUUCCCCGGGAAGGUUGAUUUACAUAAAUUACCCACUUGCAAAGAAUGCGGAACUCGACAAGGGCCUUGGAAAGAUCACUGACCUUCAGCUAAAUUAAGUUAACGAGGAUCAACUGAAGUCUAUUUUCGAGAAGAAACAAUAGUCAAUGACAAGGGAAAUUCAACUGUGAAGCUCUGCCUUUGNACGCCAACCAACUGACAAACAGACAGACAUUUACUUAUACACUCAUGAGGAACACCGCUGGUCUACCUUUUAUAAUCGAUGGUGGCGCGUUGAAUUCGACGAGAAGUUUGGAUUUCGAGGCCCAUUCCUCUUGGAACAUCACGGUCAGAUCAGUGGACAGCGGCGACCCGGCGCUCAGUUUAAUAAAGACUUUCCAGAUAUCCGUUGUUGGUAAGUUAAAGGUUGCAGUUAUACUUGACUACUUUUGCUUUGAGGAUGAUUCUUUCGAGGUUUUCACUAAAGCAGUUUCAAAAUAAAUGGAAGCUUGAGGGUAACGACAAAUUGAUUUACAGGAGUUCAUACAACCUUCUCCUGGAAUAUAAGCCCACUGAAAUACUUAUCACGUUACCCCCCUCUUCCCCGGGAAGGUUGAUUUACAUAAAUUACCCACUUGCAAAGAAUGCGGGACUCGACAAGGGCCUUGGAAAGAUCACUGACCUUCAGCUAAAUUAAGUUAACGAGGAUCAACUGAAGUCUAUUUUCGAGAAGAAACAAUAGUCAAUGACAAGGGAAAUUCAACUGUGAAGCUCUGCCUUUGUUAAAAUGGUGAUAAGGGCCAGCUUGAGUGGUAUUGUUUGAAGGACUUCGCAGUCUUUUAUCGAAAUAGAGAAGUAUAAAAGAAUGACUUAAGGCCAUAGAGGUAUAAGGUUGAUUAGUGUCUGUUUCAAUAUAUUGUCAUACUUUGCUCAGUCGACUGUUAAUACAAAUACUUAUUAAUAAAGUCCAACUCUGAAUUAUUUUUGUGUCUUAUUCUUUUUCAGAUGUCAAUGAAAAACCAUUUAAGAUCACUUUGUCAAACACAGUUAUAAACGAAAAUCCUCCCCAAGACGCGCUGAUAGGAACUGUGUCCGCACGUGACCCUGACUUCAAUCAAACCCUUGUUUACACUCUGAUUGACGGAGCAGGAGGAAGAUUUAAAAUGGAUGGAAAUAAGCUGAAAGUUGCUUUAUCCAACGAUGACUGUCUUAAAAUUGGCGGCGACUUCUGCAAGUUGAAUUACGAGAGACAAAAUACUUACAAAGUAAGCGUGCGAGCUACGGAUAAUGGGAAGCCACCUCAAAGCACUGAAGCGUUUCUGUCGAUCACAUUGAUUGACGUCAACGACCGACCACGUAACCUGAAGUUAUCCAGUAACAUGGUGAAAGAAAACGCCACAAUCGGAACAAAAGUUGGUCAGUUUUCCGCUACAGAUGAGGAUACAUCUCAAACUCUUGAGUUUGCUUUAAUCGACAGUGAUGGCGGGCGGUUUGCUGCUGAUUCGUCGGGAUAUUUGUUGAAAGCUAAAAGAACAGAUUACGAGACUGACAAGGUUCACAAGAUUGUCGCUCAAGUCAGGGAUAGCGGUAAUCCGCCUUUAGAGGUUAGUGUAUAAAUAUACUCCAUGUUGCCGUGCGUCUGCGCUUUUCAGUUAAUAGAUCACAGAUGACGUCAAAAUGUGGUUUGACCAAAAAACAAACCUCGUUCCCAGGGUUCUCUCUCUUCUAUCCUCGAGGCAAGAGAGAGAGAGGGAGAGAGAGAGAGAGAGAGAGAGAGAGAGAGAGAAAACUGGCACACAAGCCGCAGGCGAUUGCGUCGCUGAUAUUCUUACCACAUAUUGACAACUUCUGUGUUCUGUUACUAAGAAGACGCAUGGAAACAUGGAAUCUAUUCGUUUCAUACAAUGAACAGAAAGAGAAAAAAGACAAACUUGUCUCGUAGCCCUUGACUAUUCGAGGAUUUUUUACCAGUUUAGGCAUUUCCAAGUCACCAACGCUACACUUCGUGUUGGGUUCUUCUUUUCUUCUUUAUCCUCCUUGUAAACAGUUCAUUCCCACAGUUUUCCAAGGCCGAUUACUUGCUCUUAGCAGAACUGAUAAUCGCAUAAGCACUUUCAAAACUGCGGGUUUCUCAUAGCGGUGACACACGAUCACAACUUUUUUUGAAGAUUUCUUCCGGUUAAGGCAUUUUAAAGUCGCAAAGAACUCUCCUUUUUUUUUCGGCUUUUUCGUUUUUCUUUCUUUUAAACAGAAGUUCCUAAUGUUAACUUGCUGAAGGCAGAACAAACUCGCAAACACUUUCAAAACCGCGCGCCAUGCUGGACAAAACAAAGAAAACAAGUUUUCCGUGACGUCAUCAGUGUGUCUGUACUUUAAUAGAUCAUGGGCAACGACCAAUCACAGUGCACCUAUCAUUCACUUCAUUGUAUAAUGUGCGAUAGGAACAUUAUCACCACCUUUUUUUACCAUACUUGGUUCCUUCUGUAGGUACCGAGGCACAAAUUACGUACCACAAAAGAAACAAUUAAACCAAUCAAUAAAACCUUCAGGAGAACUCUGUUGUUUGGUUCCUUUGUUUCUUUAACUUUGUGAUGACGUUAACUCCAGAAAGACCCCCAUACUUCCUGUAUCUGCCUUUUUCGUGCUGUCCACCCCGCCCCCUCUGGAGUUUGAAUAGCAUUUUGGGGGUAGCAACGACCGCUUAUUUUUAGUUGUCGCCAAUUACUGUCUUAAGACACUAAGAGAUUGUUUUCAAAUAAUGCAUUUUGCUGUACUCACAGAUCAACAAGACGUUUAUGGUUGUUGUGGAAAACAUUAACGAGGCUCCAAUAAACAUUUCACUGACGUCUGAAUAUGGACAACAGUCCUUCCCUGACAAUAUGCCCAAGGUGAAUGAAAACUCUAAAACGGGCACAACAGUAGGGACAUUUCAUGCGUUGGAUCAUGACGAAGUUCAAAGCUUAAAGUUCGUUCUAGAUGACGAUGCAAGCGGCAAAUUUACUGUGGGCUCAAGUGUCACCUGCCACAACAACACUUACAUCCCAGGCGUUAAAACAAAGUGUACGACGCCAUUAAAGAUCAGCGGUGUUCUUGACUACGAAACUAGUUCUAGUGAAGAUAUUUUGGUCCGCGUGACUGAUGACAGCAGUUUAUUCCGUGUGCAGCCAUUUAAGGUUACGAUACUAGAUGUUAAUGACCGACCGAAGAAUAUCACUUUGGCAGGUGGAGAUACAGCAUUUAUUGACGAGAACCUUAACUAUGGCUUUGUUGGUGAGUUGGCGACCAUAGAUGAAGAUAUUAAUCAGACACACAGCUACAGUUUGAUAAACAAUAGUGGUUGGAAAUUUAUUCUCCGCCAAAACAAGAUCUUUUCUUCCUUCUAUGCAAACCUGGAUUACGAAACAAAGUCAGAGUAUCCUAUCGCGGUUAGAAGCAGAGACAAUGGUUCCCCGAGACUGAGCAUCGAUAAAACAUUCACUAUUCAGGUUAGUGUUUAACUGCUAGCUACUGAUCUAAGAAAACUUGCCCGAAACAAUUGCCCCUGGAAAAAAGCAAGAGGAACGCAGAUGGUAGUUCCCGUCAUCUGUCUGUAAAAGCCACCGGAAAGGAAAGAUUGGGAUGCGUUCUCCUUUUCGUUCUCCUACACUAAACACAAUUAUUAUUAAUCUAGGAGACCUUUGUAGGAUUAGCUCAUUCGACAUUUUUGCAAUUAUUCCUCAUAAACUUAACUGUUAUGGCAAAAGACAUUGCAGUCUUUGGGCGUUAAGAAACGAUCACAAAAACAGCACAACAACCGUACAGUAGUAAAUCAAACUGUCGUUACUUUUUAUUUUUAACAGAACUAUAACAAACGCAACAAAAGUACCGCUUUUACUCCUGGUUUACAAAUGUCCCCACUCUUUUCAGGUACGUGACGUCAAUGAACGACCCACGGACAUAAUUUUGCUCUCUAGCAGUGUCCAGGAAAAUAGCCCCAGAGGAACGCUGGUCAGUAAAAUUUCGGUUUCAGACCCUGACAAUGAUGGACCUAGAGGAACCUGGCAAAACCAUACUUGCAAAGUACUUAAUAUCGCCAACAUACCAUUUAUCCUCAACGGGACAUCAAACUCUCUUCUGGUUGCUGGUGAUCUGAAUUAUGAGAAGACAAAAAGCUACAAUAUUGAUCUGCGUUGCCGAGAUAACGGAAAGCCGCCUUUAUCCGUCGACAAGACAGUGCGAGUCAAUGUUACUGACGUCAAUGAGAAGCCGUAUGACAUUACAAUUUCUAACAACGAAGUCGCUGAGAAUGCUGGGAUUGUGACUGUUGGAAUGCUGGAUACUGCUGACCCAGAUAACGAACAGACGGUGCUGCACACGUUCAGUUAUAGCAUCGCCAGUCCAGCCGGGAACAUUCCUUUUGUCCUUGACAGCGGCGCACUAAAUACCUCGAGAAGUUUGGAUUAUGAGACCAAAACUACCUGGCUGCUUGAAAUCAAAUCAGCGGAUAACGAAGGUAAGCCCAUAUUAAUUUUACAAGAGCACGAUUUUGCAAUACUCAACAUGUCUUGAUCUUGGGCAUAGGUUAUGUGAUAGGUGCCAGAGGAGAUACGCCCUUUUAUUGUGAGAGCGCUCCCUUAAAAAUUCACACUCCAUACUCGGCCUCUAAAGCCAGUUACUCUUUGCGCCUGCGUUCCUUCGUAAGCCAGGACUCCUUAGACAAGAGGAAAUUUAGCCAACCUGUUACCCAGAAAAACGACGCGGAAGCUAGGGUGGCCUCGGAGCGCAUCUUGAUAAAUGAAAAUCUAACAGCAUUUUGCCGAAUAUUGGUGAAAAAGACGACUGAUAAGAAGAAUGAAGGAUUAAUACUGGGAGUUUGGACUAUUGACGGGAAAGUUUCGGGGAAUACUUCGCCGGAUGGAAACCCUAUAAGAAUUAGUUAUGAAUCAGACCUUGAUAACCUUUGACUCAAUGUUAACUACUGCUCGUAGGUGAAAGCACAAUGAAACUCUUAAGUAUGAGAGGGGGAUCUCAAAAAGGUUUCGAAUCGAACGGUUUUUUCUAAAGUAUUUUCUUUACCUUUAAACGUAACGCAUUGUCUUAUUAGNCGACUGAUAAGAAGAAUGAAAGGAUUAAUACUGGGAGUUUGGACUAUUGACGGGAAAGUUUCGGGGAAUACUUCGCCGGAUGGAAACCAUAUAAGAAUUAGUUAUGAAUCAGACCUUGAUAACCUUUGACUCAAUGUCAACUACUGCUCGUAGGUGAAAGCACAAUGAAACUCUUAAGUAUGAGAGGGGGAUCUCAAAAAGGUUUCGAAUCGAACGGUUUUUUCUAAAGUAUUUUCUUUACCUUUAAACGUAACGCAUUGUCUUAUUAGCUUAUCUAAUGCAAAAAGAAAAAGGAGUGAAGGUCAUUUCACUCAUGUAAGGGGCGUUCGGGAGGCGACGAAAAGGAGUAGCAUCUUCAGCUACCUGAAAGAUCAGAAGGCGAAAAUCUCUUCAAGAAACAUAUUCAGAAAUUAGUGAUAAAGCUUUCUGGCUGAGUGAAAAGAAAGGUAAAACAUUUUUUUCUCAUGGGACUUAACAUAGCAAAGGCGUUUGCUUUCUGAUAGAUCCUUCAUUGAAUUAUGUGUUGAAGUCUUCACGUGCAAGCAAAUCUGGUAGAAUUAUCAUGAUUACAGUUUUGGUGAAUGGAUCGAAAAUUUCCUGUUAUAAUAUCUAUGCACCAAACAACCUACAGGAACAGUUGGAGCUUAUUCAAGAGUUGAACAAUUGCCUAAUUGACAAGGCUGAAGUUGUUAGUCUUGUCUUAGGUGGGGAUUGGAAUUGCACGCUCAAAAAAAGAUAAAAAGGGUGGAGUGCCAUGGAAACCUUCACAAUUUAGGAAUGUGCUGUUGAUCACUAUGGAAACGUUUGAUUUAUUAGGUAUACAAAGAACACGUCACCCAAACCUCAAUAUUUAUACCUAUAUAUGCUUCUAAAACUCUUAAUGUUAAGUCGAGAUUAGACUACGUCUUAUAUAUAAUUAGUGACUGUUUUUUACAGCAUGUUAAAAAAGUCGGAAGUAGCGCCUCUUUUGCACCUGAUCAUAAAACGAUCUACAUCGAUUUAACGCCAGCGCAAAAUAUCAAGAGAGGACCAGGGUUUUGGAAAUUUAACAACUCGCUACUCAACGAUGAAGAUUAUUUAUUUAGAACCCUACACCUAAUCCCCUGGCUUUGUGAAAAAUACACUCGAUUGGAGGAUAAAAGUCUUGUUUGGGAAUUAAUGAAAAUAGAAAUGAGACAGAGCACCAUGUCUUAUCCUAAAAGAAAAGCGAAAAAUAUGUUUCUUCGCGAAGACGAGAUACAAAUGAGAAUGGAAAGGUUGGACCAAAUAAUUUGUAAUAGUGACGAUCUGCAAAAUAUUGAAGACACUCUUAAAGAAUACGAUGCUCUUAAAGCCGAAGUGAAUACAAUCUACGAACAAAAAUUAAAGGAAAGGCAGCAAUGUUCCGUUCUAAAUGUCGUUGGAUAGAGGAAGGAGAGCGCCCUACUAAAUAUUUUUUCAACCUAGAAAAAUAAAACUAUAAAAGAAAGACUAUGACUGAACUUCGAAUUGAGGACGAGAAAAUUGUUUAAGCCCUCCAGAGGAGUAAGACAGCGGUGUUCACUCUCCCCAUACCUCUUUGUUCUCAGUGCCGAAAUUUUAGCUGCUAAAAUUCGUCAAAACAAUCUUAUUAAAGGAAUCAUUUUAUUUGGAAAUGAAACUAAAAUAAGCCAAAUUGCAGAUGAUACUAACUUAUUUUGUGCUGAUAUUAUUUCUGUGGAAAAUGCAUUUGUUGCAGCUGAAUGUCAAAAAAACCAAAGCAGUAUGGUUAGGAAAGUGUAUCUUAACAACUUUUUGUUAAGGUGCAACUGCGACCCAAGGUAUCUAGACCCAAAACUACCUUUUUUUGUUGAGAUAUACUGUCGUUCUUAAUUCGUCCAAAUAAAACGUCAACGUAAACAAAAGGAUGAACAGGACAUAAUUUUGUAUAAAAACAAAGAAAUUUUAAUAGAUGGAAAACCUUUCUUUAUAAGGGAAUGGUUUGCAAAAGGAAUUAUUUCAAUAAAGGAUCUUCUACAGGAGAAUGGACAAUUUCUUACUUAUGAGGAGUUUCAAAGAAAAAAUAGUUUUAAAACGAAUUUCCUGACUUUUUAUCAAGUUUUGAGUGCCAUCCCUAAGUAUCUUCUGUUCAAAGCAAGAAAACUGAACGAAAUUUUAAAAGACGUUUUAUCUGGAAAAGUCUCCACUAUUCCAGCUAUUAAAUGGUCAAGAGCUCAUUACAAUUUAGACAAAGCUAAAACUAAAGAGUUCUAUUGGAUUUUAGACGAACGGAACCCUAAACCACUGCUAACUGGGUCAAAGAAAUGGAAAAAAACCUUUAACACAGAAUUAAAUGAAUGGCAAACAUUCUUCCAAUCAGCGAGAAAGAUCUGCAAAAAGAACAAGCUAAGAGAAUUUCAACUCAGGUUUUUACAUAGGAAUUUUGUCGCCAAAAAAGAAUUGUUUCGUUUUGGAAUUAAACAGGAUAGUAAUUGUUUAGUUUGCGGCGAAGAGGAUUCCAUGGACCACACCUUCAACUGCCAAUUCACACAGUCGUUUAGGGAAAGUGUAUUUAGGUGGUUUAACUCUAAGAAUAAUUCCAACUUACUUCCUUCAUUGAAAGAAUCUUUAUUUGGACUUUCCGAAAAUCUACUCAACAAUAGCCGGCUUACAGCAAAAUUGAACUACACACUGUUAUUUAUGAGAUUUUACAUUUAUUCCUGUAAACUUCAUAAUAAAGCACUGACUCUCUCAGACUUUGCCAAACAAAUAGAAAUUAAAUACCAGUUAGAAAAAUUGUGAUUGAUUAUCUCUAUGUAGUUAUAUAGUCAAUGUCAAGUUGUAAGUUACACUUCGUCUCGUCCCUUUUUUUAGUAUUUUUUUCCAAUUUUUUUUUCAAUUCCUUAUUACGUAAUUAUGUACUUCUUUGUAACUCUAACAGUGUGAUUUAAAUUAAACAAUUAUUAAAAAAGAAAAAAAAUAUAAACCUUCAUGCCCCUUAAGUCAGCCCCUCCGCGUGUAUCUUAUUUAUUUUUAAUCUAUUUAUUGUAGGACUUAGCACGACAAAGAACUUCACAGUAAUCGUAAGAGACAGAAACGAUCCGCCCACGGGAAUAUCAGUAAGCCGCCCACUAAAUGUAUCUGAAAACAGUGUGUCCGGGCAGUACCUUGGUACUGUGGUGACCAAUGAUCAAGAUGUUGGGCAGACGCACCAGUAUCAGAUAGUUGACGUGGUUGGACAUGCGCACGGCAACCACAGGUAUGACCUUAUUGUCGACAUUGAUGUAUGUUCCUGUCGAAUUGUGCUAAACAAGCAAGUAGUAAUAUGGGCUACUAACGGUCCCAACCAAUCACAGCGCAGCAGAAAUUGUCUCGACCAAUCAGCAUCGAGUAUUUAGCCCAUGUGACCAUGAUGACGUCAAAGCUCCCAAAUAUGGGCAUAAAAAUUAGUUGUAAGUUACACUUCGUCUCGUCCCUUUUUUUAGUAUUUUUUCCAAUUUUUUUUUCAAUUCCUUAUUACGUAAUUAUGUACUUCUUUGUAACUCUAACAGUGUGAUUAAAAUUAAACAAUUAUUAAAAAAGACAAAAAUAUAUAAACUUUCAUGCCCCUUAAGUCAGCCCCUCCGCGUGUAUCUUACUUAUUUUUAGUCUAUUUAUUGUAGGACUUAGCACGACAAAGAACUUCACAGUAAUCGUAAGAGACAGAAACGAUCCGCCCACGGGAAUAUCAGUAAGCCGCCUACUGAAUGUAUCUGAAAACAGUGUGUCCGGGCAGUACCUUGGUACUGUGGUGACCGAUGAUCAAGAUGUUGGGCAGACGCACCAGUAUCAGAUAGUUGACGUGGUUGGACAUGCGCACGGCAACCACAGGUAUGACCUUAUUGUCGACAUUGAUGUAUGUUCCUGUCGAAUUGUGCUAAACAAGCACCCUGCCCUUUUUUGAUUCUCUGCUCAGUUCUGAACUAUACUUUGCUCAAGGAAAAAUGUCUUAGGCUUCAUGAGAACAGUUAAAAUCACCUAUCCAGGUCGUUUACGCCCGGCCCUAGGCUGUUAUGCAAAUAAGAAAUCGUGACCACCUUGAUUUAUUGUUAUGCAUUGUGCUCACUAUCUGUCUUCUCAAUGGCGAAGAUCCUGCAGUCAAUUUGGAAAUCAGCGUAACCUGCGGAUUAGUUAGUUAUCUGGUAGCAGUUAACCGUACUUAUCUGUAGGUUGCACACGCAAUGCAUGACUUCAAUUCAAAGAGUACCUUUAAACUGUGUUCCGCCCGACAGUGCGUGUUCGUCGUUAUUUUCUUCAAAAAAAUGAUAAACACUGAUAACACUUACCUCGAGCUUGAUUAUUCCGGAUUUAUCCCAAAACGUAUUCUAAUAAUUGGUUAAUCUUGUUUACCAAUGAUUUGUGAGAUUAUAGCUCGGAAACACUAGACAAGAGGGAAGUCCAAAGCUCAGUGGUGGACUAAAGAAAGGAAAGUUAAACAGAAGUUCUUCAUCAGUUGGGUUCCUACUUUAAGAAUGCUAAAGCCCUAUCUUAAACGUCACGUGACAUUGGUUGCUUUUAUAUGUCACAACUUUUUGGCGGUUUCCUUUGGUAAUCGGUAAAUGAUAAAUAUCCAUCAUUUAUAUUUUUUCUUUUUGCCCACGGUAGUACUUCUGGUCUUCUUAACCUUUUUGCUGUUGAAUCGCCAUCUGGAAAAGUCACUCUUCAAAAGUCUGGACUGGAUUACGAGCAGUAUACAAAGUAUACAGUGACCUUGAACAGCACAGACAGCGGUUUUCCUCCUUACUCAGUAACAGGCUCGUUUGUGGUCAGCGUGCAUAACAUUAAUGAAAAUCCACAAAAUAUCUCGCUGAAUAACAAUCAGGUACAUCAGUUUCAUUGUGUUAACUCGUGAUCAGUUAGUAGGCACACUUUGAUUGGUCGGUUUAGCGGGCUUUAUUUCACGUUAACUCAAUAGAACAUUUUAAAACUGUUCGUUUUUUAAAAGUAGCUUCGGACUAUAGGAGACAUCACUUUUUACAUUGUUUUUGUUAUUCAAAUUUGUCACAAGUAAAACAAAAGAAUCUUUUGUUUCAAGAACCAAUGCGCUUCUGGUUGGCAUAUCAGUGUCAUUACUAUCGCUAUAAUGGGUAUGUUAACUGUUAGAUGAAUUUGUUUGACUACUCAAACCAUACAAAUCCACGACAUUCGACGCUCGUGGCUCAUCAACGCCCGCCCUGCUUGAGUUGAAAUCCUUGUGUGGCUUUCUUGUAAUGGAUACAGGGGCUGGAUUAUUGGACUUUAUGCUUUUCAAUAUCAUUAAGAUUCUCUUUCAUUCAAGAUAAACCCUAAACGUUUUAGCUUAUUUUGUAACAAGGUUUCCCUUCAUGUUUCAGGUUCUCGAAAAUAGUCCUGUUGGGACAAUUAUCGGUAGCUUGUCAGUAUAUGACCCUGACAAUCUUAACGUGCCACUACAGAAGUUCAACUGUGUUGUGGAAGAUGGUGGACCCUUUAAAGUAAGUUCAGUAGUUAUUACACGGUUAAGGAAUUAUUGAAAACUUUGUGUGCGAGUUGUGGCAAAGAGGUAGAGAGAAUACCAUCACGUAUUAGUAUAUUAUACCCACUCAGUGAUCUUGGUGUUUUAAGCAAUCUAACGUGGUUCGCUGUCUCGGAUUGUGACGUUAUGUUCACAGCCUAACGAGGAGAAUAUAUAAGACCAAAACAAAAUCUCUGGCGUGAACCCAGUGUUUUGCCAAAGUUUUAGAGUAAGAACUUUUCAAAACAAGGGAUGGCGCAGUGUUGAGAGCAAUCGCCUCCCACCAAUGUGACCCGGGUUCAAAUCCCGUCGUUGACACUAUAUGGGUGCGUUUUUUUGGGAGAAUCCAAAACGGAUCUGUGAUCUCAGAUCAUGCGGAUUCUUCACAACCAAAAAAACGGAAGAUCAGAAAAAGGAUCAUUUACCAUGACAACGGCAUGUCCUCGUAUUCCUCGUGCGAAAAAAAAAAAGCAACAAACUGAUCCUCACGGCGAAGACAAGUAGUCCAGUCAAUCUAGGCAUUUUCGAGGCUCAACAUCAAACUAAUUGCCUCAGAAUUGUUUUCAGCGCCAUUAAAGUGAGGGUGGGCUAUCUAGCAACAUACUAAAAAUCCGUCAAAAUCCGUUCGGUGGAACAUGUCAAAAUUAAGCGUUAAACAUUUUGAGCUUUUAACACAGGACACCCAGGUUUUUUUGAAAUUAUACGUUCAAAAAAAAAUGCACAAAAUGUGUUUGUUACUUUUAUGAAAAAGUAAAAGAAGAAAGAAUAACUGCUACCUAGUUUUCGGUGAUAAAAACAAAGUGUUUCUUUCUUCCAAAAAAAUUAAUAUUAAACACGGUUGGCUUUUUGACAGGAAGCCCAUGCUCCACUUAAGGAACCCCAAAAUAACAGAAGGCUUUCAGGGUAAUAGAGUGAAUUGUUGGCUGUAAAACUACGACAGAUUUAGCCGUAAGGCUUUAAAUCUGAAAAAUGAAAGCCGUUACUUAAUCAUUAGCUUUCAAAAUAUAUCCUUUUUUCUCAGAUUUCUGUUAACCGCAAGGGUAAGAAAAAUAUAUAUCAGAGGUGGAUUUUUGCACGACGUUAAGGCCAAAAUAGAGCUCUCCCCUCAAACAGUUCUCAAAGAAGUCAACAUAAAUUAAAAACUAAGAGUACAGCCAUUGCUUUUAUUCUUCUCUUCCUUUCUUUAAUUCUCCUCGCUCUCUCUAUUUUCCCUUUCCCAGUUCUUUUUUAGGAGGAAUUUCGGGCUCAUUUUGCCUUCGGCUUUUGGUCUUUUUUCAGUCAAAAGACUGCGAUUUUCGUUCUGUACGUUUUCAAAAAUCCAGCAAGAUAAUGCUUUGGUUUUUACGGUUACCUGUACAUUAAUUUUCGUUAACGUACCAACAUCCUCAAAUAUACAAGUUUUACUUUAUUGAAGUUUUUCAUUUUCUUCUUGUUAAAAGUGAAUUGGAGAGGAGGGGAGGAUAGUUUUACUAAUUCUUUACGAUGCACAACAACAGCAACAAUACAGAGUUGUUGAGCAUGUUAAGCUCCAAUGCCUAUGAAUUUGAUAAGAGGGAAAUGUGUUUUCAUUUAAGGAAAAGUGCUGUUUCCUUCGCAAAAAAAAUUAUAAAGAUUAACGGAACAUUCAUCGCGUAAGAACUUUGUUCCAGCAAACGUUUGUUUCAAGAAAACGAAAUAAUAUAAUAAGGAAGCUGGUUUUUAAGGGAAAGAUUAACUCCGGCUAGCAAAAACAAUGCGUACGUAAAAAUAUCUUUAAGAGUAUAUAGAGUAAUGGAAAAUCCUCACGCAGAGCAUAAUUCACGCAACUCAGUCAGAAGGUUAACAUGCAGUAAAUUGAAGUGUUACACAACGCUCAUCCGAAGAGAACUGGUUCCGGAAAAAGAGGUAAGCCAUCAGAAGCUAGCAGGCAAGCCCAUUAAUGUCGUACAUAUGUGAAGUACUUUCGCGCCUUCAUUGACCACUGUAAUUUUUUUCAGACGUACAGAACCCCAUGAUCGUUAUAGAACUGAAGAGAUCUUCAUUUGCUAAUGGACGAAAACAAACUGGUCAAGGUUCAGGGUUGUUCUCACAAAAGAAAUGCAAGGAGGGAAUAUAAACGCCUUUAGACUACAGGGCGAUUAAUCUACUUAUUCAUCUUACCAAGAAAUAAAGGGCUGCCGCAGAAAAUACAAAAUGAAUACUCAAAGACACUAAACUAAAUCUUAGAGUCGCUACAAGAAGAUAAAAAAAUGAACAAUCACACUGCGCUUAGUUUUCUGGAUUUUUCUUACAACAGAUUUGGCCAGGUGUAAUGAAAAGCGCAGAGCGUUACGAGCUAGCAAAAACCAAAUAGACGGAGGAGUCCUUAGCAGAAUAUUUUUUCACUCACAUUGUAAAGUAGGGAGUCAUAAUCCUAAAGGAGGUUGCGCAUGUCGCGAGAAAAAAAAGAACCCCUGAUUUCGAUCACGCAUAUUGUGUCCAAGGUUUGAAGAUAUCUACCUCACAAAACUCGAUUACAUAAAAUGGGAAUAGGUUAAACAGUUUGUACUGAUACAAAGCUAUCGUCCGUUGCACGCAUUUAGCAGCAUGUAUCCUUCAGCAUGGAUGCAAAUUUGGCAGCUGACUGAUGGUGAACAAACUAUCAAAUCAGACUGUUCACCAUCGGUCAGCUACUAAAUCUGCAUCCAUGUUGCAGGAUAUAAAAAAUUUCCAGCCAGUAAAACUGCUAAUUAAAUAAUUUCUGAUAUUGCGCAAAAAAACAAUUGCUUAUAUUUUUAACCAUGUUAACACAGACUGAUUGAUAAUUUUCCUUUUAAAUACCGUCAUAGAAAAAAAAAUAAAGCUUGGGAAACCGAAUGUGACGACAGACGAGUGGCUGGGUAGCCUGUGCAAAGCCGCCAAACGAAACACUGACCCAGGUGUUUCUCACACAUUUAGUCGGCGUUUUUAAAAACAAAGCUACCCAAAAUACAUUAGCGAUGUUGUAUCGAAAAUUCUUGAGAAAAAAAACACAAUUAUCAGAUGUUUUGUCUGAAUUUGUGAUCUUCCUGAAAUUGGGUCUCCUGUGGUGAAAGUUGAAAAUCUUUAUUGCCAAUUUUUCUCAUGUUUCACCUAACCGAUUUUGGCGGAUUUUUAGUAUGUUGCUAAACAGCCAUCCAACAAUUAACUGGCGUUGAAAAAAAUUCUGUUGCAAUUAGUUUGAUGCUAAACCACAAUUUGACUGGACUAUGUGGUUUGAGUUUGUUGUUGGUUCUCUCCCUUGCUCUGAGAGGUUUUUCUCCCGGUAUUCAGGUUUUCCCUCUCCUCAAAAACCAACAUUUCCAAAUGUAUAGUAUCAGAAAAUAUCCGUACCCCCUGACGGAGGGCCCUUCUACUUUAUACCCCCACCCAACCCCAAGAAUUUCCAUUCCAGGUGGUGCUUGUCAUACCCCCCUACCCGCUGGAAUUUCCAUGAUUUUCCAUCUUGGUUGGGUACCCCCCUGGAAAGAAUAUUUCCUUCAAAAAUGCUGUUGCACUAUACUACAACGUGAAAUUUAAUUGUUUCUGCGAUAAAGUGAGGAAAAAAACUUUCUAUCCACGUCAAUACAAUCAAUGCCCUUGUAGAGGUCUUUCUUAGCUAAUAAUCAACUGUGAGCCACUGUCGAAGAACCAUGGAGGCGAUACCUUAAACUUCACGAAUAAUGCCAUUUGUAAAAGAACCAGUUACAUUUAGACUAAACACCGAGUGAACUUCAAUUAUUUCUUUUCAGUUAAAACAUUGUAGAAACAGUACUGGAAAAUUAUUCGUGGGCCGAUGGCAAUUGUAUCGCAUUAAGCCGUGAAAAAAGCAUUCAGCCGUCCAUAUAUUAAGAAACGGUCCAGAUAAGAACAAUAGCAACAACGGCAACGAACAUGUUGGAAUGCAAAAAAGGUGCUAACUUUUCUAUUGUCUGUACUUACUUCUGAUUGGCUUAAACAGCAAAAGUUAACAAAACUUCAUAAAGCGGUACAUAUAUUCAUCCNACCAGUUACAUUUAGACUAAACACCGAGUGAACUUCAAUUAUUUCUUUUCAGUUAAAACAUUGUAGAAACAGUACUGGAAAAUUAUUCGUGGGCCGAUGGCAAUUGUAUCGCAUUAAGCCGUGAAAAAAGCAUUCAGCCGUCCAUAUAUUAAGAAACGGUCCAGAUAAGAACAAUAGCAACAACGGCAACGAACAUGUUGGAAUGCAAAAAAGGUGCUAACUUUUCUAUUGUCUGUACUUACUUCUGAUUGGCUUAAACAGCAAAAGUUAACAAAACUUCAUAAAGCGGUACAUAUAUUCAUCCUUACUUUCCGACCAUCUUCCAUACAACAAAAUCUGGUCUCAGUUUGAAUAACAAAGAAGUCCUAUAUGGGGAACAUGUAAAAUUGUAAACUUUUCUUGGCUAUUGUUUUCAACUCUUGUGAUUGGUCAAAAUCUUUUAACACAAAAAAACAUCCUUUCAAAGUGAAGUGUAAAUGCAUUUUAUUGCGUAAACUGCCUUCAUGUAGGUUUAUGCAUUCUCUGUGUAAAAAUGAGAACAUUCCUAUGUGGGGAAAGCACCGUUGCCGCAUAACAAAAGAAACUGCUAUCCACCUUACCCGGAUCAGGUCAUCAAUGAAAACAAUAAUUCGUGUUUUGAAACACCUGUUAACAGUAAAAUAACUGAUAGCUUUAAUCUUGGACAAAAAGUGUUAAGAAUUUUGCACUUUCUUACUCACAGGACGCCCACCCUGCGAAUUUGGCACCAUGGUGACCCCUUCUCACACCCCUCCCUGGCAGGAGCCCAUUUUCCCUGGUCAAUGUUGUUUAGUCGGGAGCAAAAAUGUUCCGGCCACACUUCAACACUGUGCUUUGGCGGGGGAGGGGAAAGAAUCUUGAGUGAACCGGGCUUUAAAGGGAAGUAUUCUAAAAUUAGGUAAACAACGGGCAUUUUUCUUAACAUUUUUGUCAAAGAUUGUUGCUCAACAGAACAGUUGUUAGUCUUUAAUAGUCACCAAUCUUACUCGGACCCCCGAAAAAAAAACCCUUACCCCCCUCCCCUCAGAAUUUCCGUUGCCUUCCGUGGGGAUGGUAUGGAUAUCUUCUGGAACUACACAAUUCCAAUUCGACCAGGAAAGGAAGACGAAGAACGGCUAUAUGGAUAUGAUACCUCUAAGUUUGUUUGUUAAAUUAUUUAUUUGUCUAUUUAUUUACGCUAUGGCAAAAAUAGGCAAUUUAGAUAUCAACCUCAACAAAGGUGUGACAUGAACAAAAAACCUAACAAUUACCGUGCCAGAACAGGUCCGCCUUCAUUUCAGAUUUUACUUUCCCACGCGAGAUACGUACUGAGCAGUAAGUUGGAAGUAGAAGAAAAACAGCGGGCGUUAUCAAUGCCUUUGUGUAAUAAAUAGACUGUUUAUUUUUGCAGGUCAUUAAUCAUUUGACUUUGGUGGUAUCUAAGAACUCUUUGGAUUACGAAACUAUCGACACAUACACAGUUAACGUGAGAAAACUAUAUUAAAUAAUCUUUUUCUUAAUUUAGUUUACGUAACACUGUUACAAAUACUUUUUGUCCAAAGGAAUUUAAUUUUCAAAAAAAAGGGGAAAUUAGUGACUACAAAGCGUAGUUAAUCGUGAGCUUGACGUUAACUUUCACACAAGUAACAAAACACAAAUUUCUAUAGAUAUUCUGAGCAAUGUUUUACAUGGGCUACUGAAGUACCAUUUACCGUUUGCCUCACUGUCAAAAAGGCGUGGAGAAAUCCUUGACUCAAUGACUCAAAUCCCUGAUCACCCCUGAGUCCAAAAAUAGCUUAAACCUAAGUUCUCUUUCACUUCAUUUAUAUAGUAUAAGAUGAAUCGAUGUGGUCGUCAUAGUCCUGACACGCUUGAAUUUUCUGUCUUAGGUCACGUGUACUGAGUUCUUGUCCAAUCCGCUCACCGUCUCUACAGUGUUCUUAAUCAAUGUCCAGGAUGUCAACGAGGCUCCCUACAAUCUGACCAUCUCGUCCCAGUCUGUGAGCGAGAACCAAGAAACUGGUUACUUCGUGGGCAUGCUCAGUGUUCUCGAUCCUGAUUUACCGGUAGGCAACUGAUAGACACGGGUUUCUUAGUGAACCGCUUUCGCACUAGCUUUGGGUAGAAGAUCAGUGGUAUACCCGAAGCAUCUGGACUAGUAACUAGACUCCUGUUGACUGAGAGUACUCGGAUUUUUCUCUUAUAAGCCUCCUGGGUCACAGAAUCAGUGGAUAAAGAUCUUUCGCAAUUCUGAUUUGGGUACAAGAUUAUAAAAGCAAAAGCUGCCAAAAUAGUUUCCAGGUUGUACCUUUUGGUUCCUUUAUUGAUCUUCUUGAGACCUAUAAACCCUUGAACGCCCUUCAUCUACUAUGUUCAGAAACGAUUUGGCUUGGUGUGGAAAUGCGCGAUGUGCAGGGCUUGCGCGCAUGUCUCCACUUUUUUUUAUCUUCGCUUCUUUCUCUUGUUAGAGGUGUAAAAAUGGCGACUGUUUCGCAGCGCUACGUUUUUACCCGGGUCGCUGGAUUGGUAGUCUAUUCGGUUUUCCUUAGAGUAGCCCAUUUUACAGUUACAGUUAGAAACGAGGCUAGAGUUGACCUUGUUUUGAUACACCUCUUCCUGCUUUAUUAUGUAAAUCAUGUUCUUCUUAUGCUGGCUAACAUUUUUAAAGCAUAAUCCUUAUUAGAAAAGGAAAGAAGUUUGUAUUAUCAAAUCAAGGUCAACCUCAGCCUCACGUUUACUCAAAAGCUAGCACACUAAGCCUUCAACUGCAAAAUGGCUUAUUUUGUCCUUUGUCCCCCUCCCUUUAAAUUGUAACUUUCUUUCUCUUCUUUACAUAGACCAGCGGAUUUGCCAUUAUAUCUCUGGCCUUGAAAGAUCAAUCACCAGGCCCAGAUGCCUUUCAAUUGAUAAACAGCAGUCUGGUGACUACAAGGAUGCUUGAUUUUGAGAAUCAAAGCACGUACACGCUGACAGUUGUUGCAACGGACAGCGGUAACCCACCUCUCAGUACCAACCUCUCCUUCACGAUCCAGGUAUGGCUGAAUGAUUAUUCCUAAGCCACAACGAUAUGGUGUUGUCAUCUGCAAAUUAAAGUUUUUCAAUAUUUUGAGAACUAUUCCUAAGGCUCUCGACAGAAGAGUUAUGAGAAUUGGUUUUGACGAAAGACUUUCGCUCAAAACAUCGGUUCUUUAAAACCAUAUAUACCUUAAUAUCAGUCACCGCAAUUAUCUUCUCUGAGAGCUCACCCAUCUACUAAGGGAUACCAUAAUUUCUUCAGAGCUUUACCCGUCAAAAUCCAGCUUUUUAAAAGUGUGAGGAAAAAUAAACACGAUAUCGAGCAAAAAAAUUAGGGCAUUUGGGACUACCGACUGCUAACUUUGUUAGCAGCAAGUCGUUCUCCAAGCGUAAAUUUCAUACGUUCAUUUACUUCUAUAUAUUGCUUGUUUGCACGUGAAGUCAUGGCGGCCAUGUUGGUGAACAAGAACAAAAGCAUUUCCCACCGCUGGGAACUAAACUGCAUUUACCUGUAACAUUCGAAAAAAAACAUAUUGUAUUGACCACCAACAUGGCCGUCUUGCCAUGUGCUAACAAACUAAUAAUAAAUAGAACUAGUGCGAUUAUGGAACCGUUCGGCUGGGAAAGAAAUGACGAACAUCACCCCUUCGCCAAAACAUAUUGAUAACUCUUUCAUUUGCAGAUCAUGGUGCUCCUCUAAUUGUAAACAAAUUCACGAUGAAAGUAGCGACAAAACUGACCAGGGAAGGCCAGAGUUUGGUGAAAACGGCUUCUUGUCUCUUUACCCCAUCUCCAGUGUUCAUCACCGGGGCUUUCUUUUCAUCAGACUUCGCCUAUCGCUCAAAAAAUAAAAAUGAUAAAAAAGAAACACUGUUAAAUAAAGAGGUCUUGUUUAAGAAAAGAGAAUCAAUGAGAUUAUUCAUGAUGCCGUGCAAAGCGUUUGUACCUUGUAGUAUCAACUCGAAGAUAUUAGAUUGUUAGCUACUCUAAAAUUCGAGUAUAAAUAAAUUUUUAUGUUUAUGUACGUUAUGUUAUGGGAAUGGAAUCCCUUUGUUGCUACCUUCAUUGCCGGUCAAUAUGCUUCAUACCAGAAAGUUUAUUGCGACAUAUUACCUGUCUCCCAUACUGGUCAUAUUCAAGGGGUUGUUAAAUUAUGAAGGUAACUUUGAUUAUAUUUCAUUUUAGGUAAUUGACACAAAUGAGUGGCCCACCGGAGUAAGUCUUUUGUCAGACGGAAUCUACGAAAAUGCUACCGCUGGAACAGUUGUUGGCAUAUUGCGGGCUCAAGAUCAAGAUGUCAAUCAAAGUCAUUUCUUUACUAUCAAACAUAUAGGUAAGUAAGAGGCCGACCGUCUGACUUUUGAGGGGGUGGGGGCGGGUAUGGGUGAUUUUGUUUGGGUAAGAAUUUUUUCUCAAGCCUCUGGUGGUAGAAUUUUUUAUUUUCCCUGACAUACAAGCGGGUGUGAUUUUUUCCAACAUUAUACACCAAGAAAGAUAUAUUUUUUUUAGUGUAGUAAUUUUUUCCCCAGGUAUUUCCUUGCAAGGAUUUUUUUUUCCUCGAAAUCAGUCAGCAGGAUAUUUUUUUUUCUGAAAUCACCCAUACCACCCCUCAAAAGUCAAAUGGUCGGCCCCUAAGCGUUAGUAGAAUCACACGUUAACAGCCAUUUAAAAUUGAACCAACUUUUCUGUAUCAAUUAACGAAUCCAUAUCACUUAUGUGCAACAAACGUAUACUUAGGAAGCUCUGGAAGUGUCUGUUGAAGGCAAAAAUUGAUUCUUGCUUUUUUUCAGACUGGUUUGCUGUCAGAGGAAACAACUUGCUGUUGAGCAACUUUUCAUUAGAUUAUGAAACAACACCAGAAAUUAAUGUAACCAUUGAGGCUACUGAUAACGGUUCCCCUCCAUACUCCAAAGAGGUUUGUUUCAAUGCUNAAAGUCAAAUGGUCGGCCCCUAAGCGUUAGUAGAAUCACACGUUAACAGCCAUUUAAAAUUGAACCAACUUUUCUGUAUCAAUUAACGAAUCCAUAUCACUUAUGUGCAACAAACGUAUACUUAGGAAGCUCUGGAAGUGUCUGUUGAAGGCAAAAAUUGAUUCUUGCUUUUUUUCAGACUGGUUUGCUGUCAGAGGAAACAACUUGCUGUUGAGCAACUUUUCAUUAGAUUAUGAAACAACACCAGAAAUUAAUGUAACCAUUGAGGCUACUGAUAACGGUUCCCCUCCAUACUCCAAAGAGGUUUGUUUCAAUGCUUUCCUGUAAAUGACCUUCAACUUCUAAACAAACAUUAUUUCCUGCUCUGUCAUUAAGCGUAUACUGCAUUCACUUAAUUUCUCAUCAUUGUGGAGUCCAAAUGGACACCGUAUUGGCCUGCUAACGGGCUUUUUUGGGUGUAGUUCACCUAGACAUAAAAAUUAAACAGAGUAUCAAAGUAAAACCUAGUUGAGGAAGGGCUGUGCUACAUUUUUUUCUUUCGGAGAAGAACUAACGUUUUUUUUUUUAUGUAACAAUUUUGCAAAUGAAUCCUCCCUAAGACUUUGGACCUAGGAGCCACAUAAAGCUCUAUGUUGUUCUGCAUAUUAUGUUAUUUAUAAAACUGAGAUUAAUGUAUUAACUUUCCAAUGCAGGACGUCGUGAGUAUCAAAGUUCUUGACAGCAAUGAUCGGCCCUCAGAAAUAAUCUUAAACUCGUCCCUCUCGAUACACGAUAAUGUGACGUACACAGUUGUGAUCGCCGAGAACAGCCCGACUGGAACCUCGCUGACAAAUCUGAGCGUCGUCGAUGAGGAUGUAGGGCAGCAACAUCGCUGUAUGCUUCUUGAAGGAGGAAAUAACUUUUACAUCAGCUCCCUUUCUAAGUCGUCCUCAGAGAUUCGUGUCAAACAAGGGGCUAACUUGGACUAUGAAAGUCUCAGGGGGGCUCCAUUACAAGGUAUGUAUAGUUCUGGAUAAGUUCAUAUUUUUGUGAGAAAGCCGCCGGCAGCUUCCGCUAACGUUGAACCAACUUCCCGAGGUCGGGUCUUUCCGUCCCUGACACUCAUCGGGGGACUGGAAACUAGUUAUUGUUAUACAGUCAAACCUCCAUAUGCGACCACCUCCCAUAAGCGACCAGCUAUCCAAAACACCAAAAUUUCCCCAGUGAAAUCACUACGGUUGGAACCUUCCGUAAGCGACCGCGACCACUUUUUCUCUGAUGCUGGCUUUAGAAAAUACCAUUGUUCUCAUCCUCUUGUAAGCGCAAAAAAAGCGACCACUUUAGGCAUGGUUUGAUCUCUAUGUUUGUUGUAUGUGCUACACUUCUAAGAGAAUGUCAUGCACUUUUAGAGACAACUUUAAACUACGCAUAUCGUAACUUAGAAACUGAAUGUAAUGAAUUCUCUCCCAAAGACGUAGAUGAGUCUGGGCCUCUUCUCGGAAGAGACUCCAUGUGGUUCGAUUCUUUUAAGCUACCACCUCCCGUAAGCGAUCACUGAACCUUCGCGUUUUUGGUGGUCGCUUACGGGAGUUUUGACUGUAACUGGCUGAUAACUAAGACUCGGUUAAUAAUCAGGAAGCUUGAAAAGUUUCACGACAGACUAGUCUCCUCGCAGCCGUUUUUAGGUUCGUCACGCAUGUGGGGAGGAGCGUUGCGUGACGAGCCUAAAAACGGCUGUGAAGGAGAUUAACGACAAACUGAAUUUUGGUGUUCUAUCAAACAGUUACUGUCAACUGUGUUGACAAUGGAAAUCCUCCAUAUUCCAUUCAACGAAGUUUCAGCGUUCAAGUUUCUGAUGUCAACGAGGCACCAUUCGACAUUCGCUUUUAUGGUGCUACGGUCAUAAAGGAAAAUGUUCAGGUCGGUUACAUCGUAGGAAAUGUCACGUGCAAGGAUCCGGAUAUUGGGCAGAAGCACAUUUUUACAGUCAUUGGACAUUACUCGUCUGUUUUCCAGGUAAAAAUGCAUUUUGUUGUUGUUGCUGGUUUUUCUUUCAUAGAAUGAUGCCUUCAUACAUUUAUAAUAAACUUAAGAAAUAACGCGCUCUCUGAUUGGUUGAAAAAGCGUGCUUUAUGAGAGUAAAAGACAUUCUGGUGACACUCUCGUUUGCGUUGAAAACAAAAUGAAACUCCUAUGGACAUCAAUAAACAUUUUGUUUUGAAAAUUAGGAAGUAAUGCAGUGAAGUAAUGCGUCAGGAAUUUAAUUCGUGGGGAAUUUAGCAAAACAAAUGUAGAAGCCUUGACCGUGCUCUGCUUUGCUGUAAAGCACUUAAGAAGCGACUGAGAGCACUCAAGAAGUAGAGAGAAACGCUCGACUACGUUUCGUGUUUUCCCCUACACUUCUUUCGUGCUCUAACUGCUUCCUGCGUGCUUUACAACAGAACAUAGCACAGUUUAGGAGGCUUCUUUAUUUGUUAAACCAUGAACAGUGCCGAAGGAAAACCACAUGGAUAAUCGAUAUCAAUCGAUGCCAAUAGACCGAUACCACCCUGGCCAAUAGAUAGGCCAUUUUCACAAUAGGCCGAUACCACCCGAGCCAAUAUGUAGGCUGUUUUCACAAUGAAGUCACACUAUCAUACUACGGCUCUCAGAAUGCUUUCGAAGUUUGUUGCCUUGUGGAAAUCUAGAGCUACGCGCACUGUUGUUUAAAAUUCCCUGAGGUUACUUAAUUUGUAACAGAAAGGAAAAACGUAGUAGUGACAAUAGCGUUAAAAUACUGGACCUUUUACGACGCUUGUUACCAAAAUUUGAGCAGUGGAACUGACCUUCGACAAACUACUACUAUCGUUUGAGGGAAUGAGCCAUUACAAAUGAAAUUUGUCCAUCUUUUUGGUGAACUAUUCCGUAGCUAGCGUGAAAUGCUGGCCAUAUUUUUGUAGACAUAUCGCUCCUUCAAUGGAUUGGUUUCCGAUGAAGGUCUGAAACUGAACAAAAGCUGUAUUUGAAGGCUGAGAAAACAGCCGAUAUUUUGCGACGCCACCUUUCGUUACCCCGCGAAAUGAUGCCGGUCUGAGGAACGAGCACAAAAUUCCAUACUGAUGACGUCUCACUACCCAGAUGUAAGUAUAGUGCUUUGAUUGGUUAAAAGCAAAUUUUCCUUUCGGCACGACCAACGUCAUUAGUAUGGAAUCUCUGCAGUUGUUUCACAGACGUCAGUUAGUGGAAAAACGUCAGUUGUUUUCUCAGGUUGAUAUAUUUGUGACCUUUAGUCCUUCAUCGGAACCUGACUUUGAACUGCAUUUGAGUGACAAUCGUAUUCAAGAGGUUAAAAAUUAAGAUUUUAUCACUUAGGAAAAUAAGAAGAACGUACAGUCUCACUUCUUUUUUGGAAUGAACUUUUUUCCAGGUUAACACCAGUGGAAACCAGCUCUAUGUUAUAAAUUCAUCAUUCCUGAAUUAUGAGGCUUUACAUGUGCCUGCAGUGCUGCUGGUCAGCAUUCAAGCAACAGAUGCACCAGUGGAACAAACAGGACCUCCACUUCACGUCAUUAGUGACGUCAAUAUCAGUGUUGUUGACGUCAAUGAGCCACCAACUGAGAUUCGAUUAAUUCCUAAUAACAUUUCCAUUCCAGAAAACGUUUCGAUCGGUUACUGUAUCGCGCAGAUCACAUGCAGUAACCCUGAACGCAGCCAAAAAGUAAAUUAUACACUUCUGCAUCAUCAGGACACGUUUGCUAUCAAAGAUACCUGUGACAACAAUUCUUCUGUAGUGAAUGACGCAAAGGGUGACCUGCCCUACUUGACAGUUAAGUCGCAUCUCAGUUAUAACUAUUACCGUAUCUAUGAGGUUCUUAUAGAAGCGGAAGAUAAUGGAAUUCCCCCGCUAUCUUUUAACGGCACCGUUGACGUCAACGUGACAAAAAUUGACCCUUGUUGGUCACUUCCGUGUCAAGAGAAUUCUAAGUGUAGACGCGUUGAUUGGCAGAAUUACACGUGUCCUUGCAACGCGGGAUACUCGGGUGACGGUCGUGUCAACUGUUCUGAAAUAGAUGAGUGUCUGUCGAGCCCGUGCGGCAAUGGCACAUGUCAUGAUUACGUGAAUUAUUACAACUGCACGUGCCCCAGUGGAUAUUAUAACGGCAUGAGUUGUUCGAAUAUGAUUAAUUUCUGCCUGUCGAACCCUUGUCAAAACAACGCUACGUGUUGGAUGCACUUAAAUGGAUACAACUGCAGCUGUGCGCUUGGUUUUACAGGUCUGCAUUGUGAAACAAAUAUAGAUGAUUGUGCGAGUGAGCCUUGUACGGAGGGGGUUUGCGUAGAUGGAAUCAACAAAUUUACUUGCAACUGUAGCGGCUCUAGCGGCUCUGGGUUUUUUGGGACUCGAUGCAAAAGAAUGCUUGGCGUUGAUCGAGAAAAUGAGGACUCGCCCUUA
Porites evermanni is the source of this 45993-nucleotide messenger RNA. Lineage: Eukaryota; Metazoa; Cnidaria; Anthozoa; Scleractinia; Poritidae. The record is from the annotation of a GenBank genome assembly.